Messenger RNA from Podarcis lilfordi (Lilford's wall lizard), 53740 nucleotides. NCBI's taxonomy places the organism in Eukaryota, Metazoa, Chordata, Lepidosauria, Squamata, Lacertidae. The record is from the annotation of a GenBank genome assembly.
GGAGGGAGCAGGCGGCGGCUGCGGCCGGCAACUUUAUAGGGGAGGAGCCGCCACCCAGCAGCGCGGGGACCUUGCUCUGGAGCCGCCUGCCUCCACUUUCCCGGCGUUAUGAGUUUGCCGCUGGCUUUCGAGGCGGAGCGGGAUUUUUUUUUACCUCAGCAGCAGCUCGCUUCAUCUCGAGACGAGCCUAGCGGAGCCUCAUGGACGCGCAAAGUAGCUGCAGAAGCAGCAGCAGCAAGAAAAAGGAGCUGAGGUACUUACUCUGAGGGAGGUGGAUCCUGCCUUCGGUUUAGCUAGGUUGGCGCGCUUGUGUUUCACGAGCAAGCUGCCUUGGCAGGCAAGAAACCAACAGGUGAAGCUGUUCCCGGCAUGCAUGUCGACAUUUGCAAAUAAACCUGCCGGGAAGCUUGCAGCUGCUGAAGCUUGUUUGCAGCUGCAGAGUUUGUUUGUUUGUUUGUUUGUUUGUUUCAGUUGUUGUUGUUGUUAUAUCUCGCGUUUUCUUCCAAAGGAGCUCAAGGUGGUGUGUGCCUGGUUCUCCCCUGCCUCAUUGAAUCCCCACAACCGCCCUUUGGGCUGAGAGGCAGCGACUGGGCCAAGAGCCCUUGCCUCCCAAGUAGUAGUAGUAGUAGUAGUAGUAAUAAUAAUAAUAAUAAUAAUAAUAAUAAUUUAUUUAUACCCCGCCCAUCUGGCUGGGUUUCCCAUAGCCUGACACUCAUAACCACGACACCACACUGGCUCUCAUAUUUAGCAUUGUUAUGUGGAUUGAGUGUAUUUCCCACCCCACUUCCUGACUGUAAACUGCUGGGGUUUGUGUGUGUGGAAAAGCAUUAAAUGUAAAAAGAAAAAAGAAAGGUAGUAACCCUGAGGUGAAACCGAAAUAGAGUGUGUAUGAAACCCCUGGAGAGCUGCUGCCAGUCACUGUCAACAAUACUGAUGAACUAACAGUCUGACUCGGUGUAAGUCAGCUUCCUAAAUUCCUAAGGCGGUUACAUAAAUGUUUAGAAAUGGCAGGUGAAAGGGGAUGCACUACAGUAUUGCCACUUUAUGUAAGUUAAGGAAACAUAUAUUGUAGGUACAUACUUUCCUGUCUUUAUGUCAGGUGAAUCUACCGCCAGCCUGAAAAUAAAUGUUGCAAGCAAGUGGGAUUCCUGACCUCCCUGCUAUGUGUGUGCAAAUUUCUUAUUGUGCAAAUAAGAAAUAUUUAGGGUGUGCAUGCUAAAUUUUGUUCUUGCUCAGGUGCCAUAUUACCAAAGUCUGCCCCUUGUUUCUCCUAAUGUUCAACUGAAAUCUACCCUUCUGUAACUUAAGCCCCAUGUCCAAUUGUUUUUCUUCUGUUUUGUCUUGUAUCAGUGGUUUCCCCUGAAAAACCUGCGUUUUACUGCAAACGGCAAUCCAGGGAAGACUUGAUUGCUGUUUGCUCCAAUUCAGCGGUAAAACACAGGUUUUCCCGGGGAAAGUGCUAGGAGAAAAGCAACAACAACACUUGGACAUGGAGCUUUAAAGUCUGGACCUGUGCCCACUGGGUAGUGAAUGGUGAUCCAGAAAAAGGUGGCAAUUCCAGGUUUUCCCCAUUUUGAUUAGCCCCACUGUGUCCACCUUCUGAUUGUGGUCUCCAGUAUGUUCAGAUCAAAUUACAAAAUUCUUGCUAUAUGAAACUGGUUGCUAAGUUAUGAGGAGAAAGCACUUUUCACGUGCUCAGAAGGUACCCUUUUCGUUUUUACUUCAAAUAUUUUCAGGGCUAAGCUUUGCUGUUGGGGGACAGGAGGUGGGAAUGCUGGAAACAAUGUUCCAUCCUUAUCCCACAAACCCAGUUUUUUAAAACCCUAGAAUAUUUCUCUUCCAUCACUGCCAAAAGCUCAGUGUGUUUGUGUGUGAGAGCCUGCUUAGGUUGAAUGUGCUGCCAGCUUUCUACAAAGCACAGGAGGAGAUGUAGACCUAUUAAAUGUUAAACAGGACUUGGUAAAGGACAGGAUAUGCCAGAAUUGAUGAUCUCUUUAAUGUGCUUAUUUGUUAUUGAAUUAUUUAUAAGCUUUUCAGUUGGCUAAAAUGACAGAGACAGUUAAAGAAAAUUACACUUGAUCUUAGUCAAAAGGCCGAGAAGAAAAUUAACAGUUGUGGGGGACCAUUGUUCAUUUUCUCUCUAGUUUUGGCAAGUCAUGAGUUGACUGCUCAUAUUGGAUUACUAUGGUACCUCGGGUUAAGAACUUAAUUCGUUCUGGAAGUCCGUUCUUAACCUGAAACUGUUCUUAACCUGAAGCACCACUUUAGCCAAUGGGGCUGCUGCUGCACCGCUUCUGCGAGAUUUCUGUUCUCAUCCUGAAGCAAAGUUCUUAACCUGAGGUAUUAUUUCUGGAUUAGCAGAGUCUGUAACCUGAAGUGUCUGUAACCUGAAGCAUAUGUAACCCGAGGUACCACUGUAUUGUUAAGUUUGCUCUGUUUUCAUAAAGUCUUCAGAGGGUUGAGAAGGGCUCUGUGCAAUAGGUCAAAAGCUGUUGAGCACUUGAAUAGGAGAGAAAGGGUUUGGGCACUAUGCUGUAUGAAGGAAAGUCUUUCAUUCGAAAGCAUGUCAAAGUGCAAGUAGAUAAAUAGAUACCGUUCUGGCGGGAAGGUAAACGGCAUUUCCGUGUGCUGCUCUGGUUCAUCAGAAGCGGCUUAGUCAUGCUGGCCACAUGACCCGGAUGUUGUACGCUGGCUCCCUCGGCCAAAAAAGUGAGAUAAGUGCCGCAACCCCAGAGUCAUCCACGACUGGACCUAAUGGUCAGGGGUCCCUUUACCUUUAUUCUUCAACACUGUCGCUAAGAGUUUUCCCAUUUUAGAGAUGUGGUGCCAUGUAAUCACUGAUAAAUUUGAUCCAACUUGUACAGGGUUGAACACUGUUGGAUUAAGUUCUAUAAGGUGUUUUUUUUUUAUUUCCAAUCAGCUUGUAGCAAUCUACUCAAAAUAUUUUUAAUAUUUAGUAUCAUUCUACUAUUGAAACUCCUUGAUCUAGAUCUUUCUCCCAUUUGUCUUGUAAAUCUGGAAGACUGAAAGUUUUAAAUUUAACAGCAACAAAAACAGUUUGUCGUCAGAUAUAUAAUGUAAUAAGUAUUUUCUACUUUAAAACAAACAAACUCAGAGCCAGGACUACGUUUUUCUUGCUACUCUGUUCAAAUUCUUUCCUACAAGCUGUGCAGCAUAACAGCAGCACAUUAAAUGGUCAUAGGUUGUCCAGAAUACACUUCCUUUAUUUUUAAUCUUUAAUGUCUGUUGCUUCUUACUUUCUCUGCUUUAUGACUGUAUUCUGUGCCCCAGGCAGGUGAUAGAGGUCAGGAGGUUCUCUGUCAUGUCCUCUGGGAUGCUGAGGACACUGUCUAGCCUGGUAGCCGCCUUUUGCACUUCCUCCAAAUGCACAGGUAUUGGCUCAUACUCCAGUAUGUUAGUGGUUAUGCUCAAUGCAUUCAACCCAAAUUCAGUGUGUUUUUCCAAUAUAGUAUUUUUUUAUGUCCUGAACAAAUCCACUGCCUGUUUCUGUAAAUCAAAAUCACAAGCCAAAGCAGCCUACUUUGCUCGUGAUGUUGCAAUAGCUAACCCAUAAAUUAGGUUAGAGAAGUUUUAUAAUUAGCCAAUGGACUGCAUAAUAUCUGGGCACCUUCUGAUAGAAAAAUGCACAGUAACUACACUUUGAAGUGGAAAUAAACUUUGAUAGGAAAUAAACGUUGCUAUUUCAAAGCCAUGUUGUAAGUCCAUUACAACAGCUGGGAAAUUUAAAAGGAAAUAAAUAUUACUUUGCAUACCAAAAAGUACAAUAGCUGAUGGGUUUGCUAGUUUAAUAGUUUAUCCAUAAUCAUCAUUGUGUUUAGGACUUAAGAAAUACACUAGGGUUAUUGGCUAAAGCAUUUCAUAUAUAUUUAAAAGUAACUGAGCUAUUCAAAUGUCUUUUAUCUGGGGGCAGUGAUGGGCCGGAUGAGGGCUAAUAAACUCAAUCUCAACAAGACAGUGGUUCUAUGAGUCAAUGUGUUUCCCAGUUCCAGGCAUUAGGUGGACAGCCUGUUCUUCAGUGGGAGUGCUGCCCAUAUAGGAGCAGAUUCAUAGAUGAGGGUGAUUCUUGAUUCCAAGCUGUCACAAGAGACCCAAGUGACUUAAAAUGGUGAGACGUACCUGCGCCCAACUACUGCUGGUUCACUAGUUAUGGCCGUUCCUGGACUGGAACAGCUUAACGCCAGUUAUCAAUGCUCUAAUAACCACCCAUAAAGAGAAAUGCAACAUUCCAUAAGCUGCAGGUGGUACAGAAUGCUGCAACCUGGCUAUUGGGCACAGCUGACAGGGUCAUGUUACUUCAGUUCUGAAGAUACUGUAGUGGCUGCCAUUCAUAUACUGUACCAGGCCCGCUUCAAGGUGUUGGCAUUAGUCUGUAAUUAGUUUUUUUUUAAAUAAAAAAAAUAGUAAUCCUUUUAUGUAUUUCCUAGUAUGUGCUACCCCAAACCUUAAGAACUGCUGAAAAGUCUCUGCUUGUAGUCCCACUGGCUAGUGUGGUGAGUAAAAUGGUGAUAUGAGGCAUGGCAUUUGCAGCACUGGCACCCCUUUUACAGAGCUCCUCACUGAGAUAUGAGAGUCCUCCACAUUAGCUGUUUUCAGACAACAAGCAGAAACAUGCUCUCCAUCCAAGUUUUUGGAACCUGGUUCCUCCACUGGGAACUGCCCAGUUGGUGUUAAACUAUGGCAGGGCCUUUCCAGUAGUGAUUCCCCACUUCUGGAAUAGUUUCCCUGGUGAGGAGAGUCUGUCUUCCUCAUUAUUGACUUCAAAAUAUUCCUGUUCACCCAGGUAUUAGAAAGCAGAAAGAUACCAUUCCUAGCAACCCUGAAAUAAUUCAUUGAGAGACUGGUUGUAUUUAGAAUAUUUUAAAUAUUAUUUUAAUGAUGCCACCCUGGACUCCUUUGGCAGGAAGGCUGAGAUAUAAAUUGAAUAAAUAAUAAUAAGUAUCAUGUUGGUGUUGAUUCUGGAUGGAAUUGAGGUCUAGUGCUGCAGUUUUUUAUAAUGGAUGUACAAUUUAAUUUUGUUACAUGUUUUAUAUUGUUUAUACUGCAUGUUGUGCUCUGUGCUCUGAUUUGGGGGAAGGGCAGGGUAUAACUGCUGAAAUAAAGCAAUUGAAUAAAUACUAGAUGCUGCAGUGGAAAUUAGCAAUAAAUCCAUUGCUAGUCAAAUAUUUAUGACUUUUUUUAGUUGCCAACUGCUGUAGUAGUUGAAAGAAGGAACCAUAUUCCUGUUUUGUGUGUUUUUUAAAAUGAUAUCGUAAGAACUUGCUUCUAUGUUUGAUGUGAAUGUGUCCGUGUCAAUUAAAUACUUCUGGAAGUGAGCAAGUUAAGUUUGGUCAUGAAUUAUGAGAUGCUAUCCUUUGUGUUUUAUUUAUUAUUUCCAGAUAAUUUUUGAGUGCACAAAAUGUUUUGUAGUUCUUAUCUCAUUUUGCUUAGGGAGGGAAGCAAUUCCAGUAGGUGCACUGAGGUCUAUUGCUUCUUUUUAGUAGUUAAUGUCUUAAUUUAAUAUGAAAUUAUGCUAAUGGUAUUUUAAGGGCCACUACAUUUAGAUCAAAGGACAGAAAGAUAAUGACAUUACUAGGGGAGCAUGAAGAACAUGGAGAAGGAAGCAGUUGAGUCCAUGUGAGCAAUUGAAGAUAAGUUGCUUGUUAAAAUACCAUGGAACAAGAGCACAUGAGACCCAUCUCUAUGCUUAUAUCACAAUCACAAGACAUAUUGUAAGUACAUAAGAAGAGCCUGCUGGAUCAGGCCAGUGGUCCCUCUGGUCCAGCAUCCUGUCCUCAUAGUGACCAACCAGAUGCCUGUGGGAAACCCAUAAACAGGAUUAGAGCACAACAGCACUCUCCCCCAGCUGCAGUUUCCAGCACUGGCAUUCAUAAGCAUUGCUGCCUCUAACUGUAGAGGCAGAGCAUAGCCUUCAUGGCUUGUAGCCAUUGAUAGCCCUCUCCUCCAUGAAUUUGUCUAAUUCUCUUUUAAAGGUUAGUGACCAUCACGGCCUCCUGUGAGCUGCAUGAAUACGUAAUUUCUUUCAUUUGUCCUGUAAAGAAGGUGUAUAUACUGCUAAUUGUUCUGGAGGUUAAAACUUUAUCUCAGACUCUCUGUAUCAUAGAAAAAUGGUGGAAUAGUGCUACUCUUAAUCCUUUUCCAUAAUUGAACAGUGCUCAGCUUCUGACAAUCUAUUACGUAUGUUGUGUAGUGCAUUAAACUAUUUGAGGUUUUUUGUGUUUCAAUGCGUUGUUACGCAUUUCAGGUUUCUUUCUUUUUUAAAAAAAAAAUAGAGCCUUGAACAGGAGCACUCAUAGGGCAUGAGAAUCCUCUGGUACAUUUUGUUGCAGGUCCUACUUGGAGAUGCACAAGCACAAAAUGUUGCACCUUUCACAUAAUUUUUUUAAAAAGGCAAUUUCAAACAAGAUUGCCUGAUGAUAUUUUCUAAUAUGGUGUUGAUGGAGUAAUUGUGCUUCAUAUGUGAAAACCAAGGGUGCAAUCCUAUGCGUGCUUACCUGGGAGUAAGUUCUAUUGAACUCAAUGAUUCUUACUUCUGACUAGACAUGUACAGAAAUACACUUUAAGAAAAGCAUUCUAAUAGUUAACAUGCUGACCUUUGGGAGGACAGGACUUCUUUUUCUCAUUCCGCAUUGGAAACAGAGAAGUUAGCAUUAACUCUUUUCUCUUUUUCCAGAUCAUCUGCACAGGACUUAAAUGUUGCUCUCAGUGAAUGUAUGGCAGCUGUGGAUCUGUUUCUAAAUAACAAAUUCCAGGAUGCCCUUGUUUCUCUGCAAACUAAGUAAGCUUGUUUCUUUCUUUCUCUAAUUAUUGUUAGCAUUUGUGCUUGACAAGAGAGGAGGGUUUUUUCCAAGCUAUGGUGCUAAAGUAACUAGCUUUUACAAGUCUUUCUGUAUUGUUGCAUGCCACUCCAGUCUCCAAGCAGUGCGAGAUUCCAAGGGUUCUAGGCGCCUACCAAGGUUUCAUGUUUCCUUUGGAAUGAGGCACAGCAGAGACUGUGGUGUCUUUAUAAUAUAUGGUUUAUUUACACAUAUAUACAACCUGAGCUUUUGUGAUGGAGGAGUUCACAGCAUUAACACCCCAAGAGGGUCUUGCUGCACCCAUAGCCGCAGCCUUGGAUUCAAACAGAAAAUAAAACAUGGCUCUGUCUCUCUCAGUUUCUAGCUUGCUACUUUCUGGGUUCUAGCUUCUAGUUCACAUAACUCAACUUUCCACUCUGACCUAUUGUCCUUCAAACUACCCACAAGUUGAGGUAGAGGGCCCCAUCCAUUUGCUCUCUCUCACAGAUCCACUUCCUUUGUUCCCUUUAAUGUUCUACUGGGAAGCUAACCUGACUAUUCCAAUAAUGAGAAGGGGGCCCAGGCAUUCAACUUCACCCACUGUGUGUGUGUGUGUGUGUGUGUGUUUUCAAAGGAACAUAGGAAUCUGACUCUCUGAUUCUCAAAUUAUUUUUUAACUUGAAAUGAAAAGCAUUGAAUAAGCCCCAGUGCAAGUAUUAAUACUCAGUUUCUGACAGAAAACUUGUAACUCACUUCCAGACCUGGUGAUGUUGUAUCCAUUUAGGGAUGCAAUGUACCACCAGCCGAAUAGCUGAAUAAGUUGUACAAUUAAACAUUUUCUUUUUUUUAAAUAUUUUUAUUUUUCAAAUUUUCAAAAACAACAGAAAAAAACUUUCCAUUUAAAUUUACAUCCAAUUCCAAUCUUUGUACUUUUUUGGACUUCCCUCAGCCUGUCGGAGAAUUUUUCAUAUUAUCACUAUUAUUCACAUUUCUUCAAUCUGUAUUGCAUUUUAACAAUCUUAAUCUUAUCGAAUCUUAUAAAACAAUAUUUCUAUCAAUUAUUAUCACAGAACUUCUUGAAAACCUACAAAUGUUAAUUGCUCUUCACAUAUACUUUUAAUAUACUCUGUAAAUUUAUUCCAGUCCUCGGUGAAUCUCUGGUCUCGUUGGUUCCGAAUUUUCCCCAUGAAUUUGUCCAUUUCUGCGUAUUCCAUCAGCUUCAUUCUCCAUUCUUCUUUCGUCGGGAUUUCUUCCUGUUUCCAUUUUUGGGCCACCAAAAUUCUAGCUGCUGUUACUGCAUAUAAAAAUAACUUCUCAUCUUUCUUCUUAAUAUCAUUCCUUAAUAUUCCUAACAAAAAAGAUUCUGGCUUCUUAACAAAAGUAUAUUUCAACAUUUUUUUCAAUUCAUUAUAAAUCAUUUCCCAGAAACAUUUCAUUUUUUUACAAUCCCACCACAUAUGAUAAAAUGUUCCUUCUUUCUCUUGGCAUUUCCAACAUUGAUUACUAACUUUAUACAUCUUCCCAAGUUUUACUGGUGUUACAUACCAUCUAUAUAUCAUUUUCAUGACAUUUUCCUUUAUUGUAGUACAUGUCAUGACAUUUUCUUUUAUUGUAGGACAUGCAGUGAACUUCAUUCCUUCUUUCCACAAUCUUAUCCAAUCAUCAAAUUGUAUGUUAUAACCAAAAUCUUUGGCCCACUGAAUCAUAGCAACUUUAACUUUCUCAUCCUUUGUAUGCCACUCAAGUAAUAAUUUAUACAUUUUAGAUAAAAUGUUUACAUCAUCAUUCAAAAUUUCUUUAUGGAACCUAGAGUUUUCUUCUUGAAAACCUCUUUCUAACAACUCUUUUUUAAACAUCGCAUUCAACUGAAAAUAAUGUAACCAACCAAUCAUUUACAUAUUCUUUAACUUCUUCAUAUGGAAGUUUUUUUGAGAGCUUUAAGAAGUAAUGAAAAGAUAAAAGGUGUGACAGUUGGUUGUAAGGAAUAUAAGGUAAAAGCCUUUGCUGAUGACUUGGUCAUAACAAUAGAAGAUCCUAUCAAAAGUGUAAAGGAAGUAUUAGAAGAGAUAGAGCAAUUUAGACAAGUUGCUGGUUUUAAAUUAAAUAAGAAUAAAAUGAAAAUAAUGGUUAAGAAUAUGGAUCAAGAGAUAAUAGAAAGAAUACAACAACAAAUAGAGAUGGAAGUGGUUAAGAAAGUUAAAUAUCUUGGGACUAUGUUAACUCCCAAGAGUAUUGAUCUUUUUCAAAACAAUUAUGUACCGACAUGGAAUAAGAUUAAGAGGGACCUGGAGGUGUGGGGGAGAAUGAAGUUAUCACUUUGGGGAAGAAUUGCAAUGAUAAAGAUGAGUGUGCUACCAAAAAUGAUGUUUUUAUUUCAAUCAAUACUGAUAAUUAAAGGAGUGACAAUAUUUAAAGAAUGGCAAAGAAUUAUCUCAAGAUAUAUCUGGCAGGGCAAAAAGCCGAGAAUAAAGUUUAAGAUAUUAACAGAUGCAAGAGAUAGAGGAGGCUUUGCCCUGCCAGAUUUAAAGUUAUAUUAUGAGGCUGCAUGUCUUUGCUGGGUAAAAGAAUGGAUAAAGUUAGAAAAUAUGGAAUUAUUGGAUUUAGAAGGUUAUGAUAACAGAUUUGGUUGGCAUGCAUAUUUAUGGUAUGGAAAAAAAAGUGCAUAAAGGUUUUGAAAACCACAUCUUUAGAGGUCCGUUGAUUGAAGUAUGGAACAGGUACAAAAAUUUAUUGGAGUUCAAAACUCCUCACUGGCUGUUGCCAUUGGAGGUAAUGAGUGUUAAGAAGAUCAAUAUGACUGGGAGAUGGAUUACAUAUGAGAAUUUAAUAGUUAAAGAAGGAAGUACAAUUAAACAUUUUUUACUCAAGAAUAAUAGUUGUGAUGUGCUCCCACAUUUUACUAGUAUCUGUGCAAAAAUAACCCUUAGUGUUUAAGGAUUCUUUGAAAACACUUGCUUGGUUUGCAUGACAUGGUAAUCCAAACAAAUGUGCAGGAUCCCAGACAGGAGCUCACAGCCACGUUGCUCCUCCUCAGUUCUUUUUACUUGUGUAUCAAGCUGAAAGAAGCCAAAAUUUGGCUUAAUGUGUUGUCUGAGCCUGGGUUCAUGGUUAAGCUCACUCCAUGGUAACCACGAGCUGCAGCCAAGAACAAACUAUAGUGUUGUGUGAAUGAGGCCACUAAAUAGAGAAAUGUAGUAUUAUCAGUCUGGUAGUUCCUAGUGCUACCCAGUUGUUGGUCUUCCAAUGUAAGCUAUAUGUGGAAUUGAAAAUGACUAGGCAUAGCCACAUGGGCAAAGAAGGGAUAGAGUAUUAAUAUUAGCCUGCCUGAUUAAUGUCUAUUUGCAAAACUAAUACAAAUAUUUUUUUAAAUAAAAAUUUGCAUUAAAAUGUUUUUAUUUAAAAUUAAAUUCUAUCACACAAAUAUUUCAGUUUCUUUUUUUAAAAAAGGAAAUCAUUUUAGUUCAAAUUAAAUAACUGAUUUUUAAAAAGAAAAUAAAUAUGCCGAUAAAAUGAUACCAGUGCAAAAGAUCAUAGUGAAUGUAUGCCAAAGAAGAUGCCUCAUAAUAGGCUUCAUUGCACAUGUCAAAAUGCCUCUUUAAAAAAUGCAAAAAAAAAGCACUAAGUUGAUCAGUACCUGUACAGAUGUUGCUACUGUUGUGUUCCUUAGCAAUAAGAAUUUGAUUUUGUUUGAAGUCUGGAAAGAGAUGGAAGAACUGCAGGAAAAACAGAAGAAGAAUGAUAUGAUGACAAUGUAUUGUAGGUGCCUCAUAAAAGUGAAUGAAGACAACCUGGCUGUUCUGUAGUAAACAACUUAUUUUUAUUUUAUUUUAAUUAUUUAUUUAUUCAAUUUAUAUGCCACCCUAUACCGCUUUAUAGGUCAAAACCAGCACUUUGAAAUAGGCCUGGAAACUAAUUGGUAGCCAGUGCAGUUGGACCAGGAUCGGUGUAAUAUACUCAAACCGUCUUGCUCCGGUGAGCAACCUGGCUGCUGAAUUUUGCACUAGCUGAAGUUUCUGAAUCGUCUUCAGAGGCAGCCCUACAUAUACCGCAAUGCAGUAAUCUAACCUUGAAAUUACCAGAGCAUAGACAACAGUAAUUAGGCUAUCCCUAUACAGAUAGGGGCACAGCUGGGUCACCAGCCGAAGCUGAUGGAAGGCACUCCGGGCCACUGAGGCCACCUGAGCCUCUAGUGACAGCAAAGGAUCCAGGAGUACUCCCAGGCUACAAACCUGCUCCUUCAGAGGAAGUGUAACCCCAUCUAGAGCAGGCGACCUCCCAGUCAUCUGGUCUUGGUUGAUAAGAUGUUGGCAAUAUUCUUUAACUAGAGCAGCAGAGGAAAUAAUGUGUGUCCCCCUUCAUUAGCUUUGGUAAGGUGGCUGCUUCUAUAAAAGGGAAAAUACUUGAUUUUACAAAGGUGGAAGCUGCUACAGUGGUACCUUGGUUUACAAACUUAAUCUGUUCCGGAAGUCCGUUCUUAAACCAAAGCGUUCUUAAACCAACGCACGCUUUCCCAUAGAAAGUAAUGCAAAAUGGAUUAAUCCAUUCCAGACUUUUAAGGUAAAUGUAAAGGGAUCCCUGACCAUUAGGUCCAGUCGUGACCGACUCUGGGGUUGCGGCACUCAUCUCACUUUAUUGGCCGAGGGAGCCGAUGUUUGUCCACACACAGCUUCCAGGCCAUGUGGCCAGCAUGACUAAGCCGCUUCUGGCGAACCAGAGCAGUGCACGGAAACGCCGUUUACCUUCCCGCCGGAGCGGUACCUAUUUAUCUACUUGCACUUUGACGUGCUUUCGAACUGCUAGGUUGGCAGCAGCAGGGACCGAGCAAUGGGAGCUCACCCCGUCGCGGGGAUUCGAACCGCUGACCUUCUGAUGGUUUAACCCACAGCGCCACCCACGUCGCCUCCAGACUUUUAAAAGCAACCCCUAAAUCAGCAAUUUAACAUGAAUUUUACUAUCUAACAAGACCAUUGAUCCAUAAAAUGAAAGCAAUAAUCAAUGUACUGUACUAUAAAAUAAAUAAAACAGUGUUGUAGAUGAUAAAAAUGAAAAUUAAAAAUUUUUCUUACCUGCGCUGAUGAUAGUCAUUGUUUGGAUGCGGGGCUUUUAUCCAUUUCCUCAGUCACACAAUCAAUCAAUCAGUAGCACAACUGGGAUCCACACAGAUCCACCCCACCCCCCACGCUGUUGCAGGAAAUACUCCCUAGAAAGUGCAUCUCCCGCAGGGGCAUGGCAUGGGGGGAGAGUUGCGAGCCUUCCAACCAGAUGGCUGGCAGGCGUGCAGCUUCCCUCCCAAGCCUCUGCAGGGAUUGAUCUCCUCUCGCAGCGGCAUGGGGGAGAGUUGCAAGCCCACCAACCAGCAGCUUCCCUUCCUCGCGUCUGCGGGAAACACCGUGACAACCCCCUUCUCCACUGCUGGACAACAGAAGUGUGGCACUCAAAACGGAAGUGCACCCCUGAAUGGAGUACGUUUGUAUACCAAAAAAAAUACGCAACCUGAAACACUCAUUUUUGGAUUUGAAGUGUUUGUAAUCCAAAAAGUUCGUUAACUAGGCUGUUUGUAACCCGAGGUACCACUGUACUUGCAAGAUACGAAGUUCUUGAAAUGCUGGUACGCCAGUUACUGUUUCUUAAAAUUCUCCAAUGGUUAUUUGUUGCUCAUUUUAAUUUACAACUACUACUUCAAUUUGACUGCAUCUUUCCCUACUAAAUUAUACUUAGUUGCUAUGAACAACUUUACAGAGAAGGAUAUAAUUGAAAAUGAUUGUUCAAAGGUUGCAUGACGUUAGCCAGCUUUGUCUCCCUAUUUCCUCUCCUCCCUACCCCCCCCUCCAAUUUUCCGUUUUAGUCCCAUGUGGAAUGGAAUAUGGUGUACAGUGGUACCUCGUUUUAAGAACAGCCCUGUUUAUGAACAAUUCGGUUUAUGAACUCCACAAAACCGGAAAUAGUGUCCCGGUUUGUAUAUGACAAAAAAUAUAUCUUUUAUUGAAUUGGAAUGUCACUACAUUUGGCAGAGACAGCCAUAAUCUUUUGGCUAAGCUCUGCUCAUCUAGCAGUAGCACAAGGAGCAGGGUGGAUAGAUAGAAAAAUGGCAGCUCUAGGAUAUGAAAGCAUAUGUGGUCUAACCUGGAAUAGGCAGGACAUGCAAACAGAUAAUUCUCUUUAAAUGACAUCCAGUCUUUUUGGAUGCUAUGUGCAAAGUGGAAAAUAUUACUGGGGCCUGGGAAUUAAUGGGGAAAUCUGCAUUUAUUUAAACCUUUAUCUAUAUAUAAAAAAUCAUUGCAUAUAAAACUUGAGGGGGGGCACUUGCAAAAGUGAUGGGAGCCACAUCCUUUGUUUAAAAAUGUUACACAGUUCAUCACAGAUGGUUUUGAUUAUAGCUUAAAUGAGCCCCUGUUGAAUUGGUUUAAUGAGAUGACUAGGUAUCCUUGGAUUUUACAUGUGAAUUUAUUUCUCACUGUUAAACUACUUUAACUUAGAGAGUCAGUCAACUCCUUUUUUUGUCUUUGAAUACAGAGUGAUGGCCCCAAAGAGUCAAAGGGAGAAACAGGGAGCUUAAUUUAACUGCAAAUGAGCUUCAUUAUUGACACACUCCUUGUGUCAAGGGAAUGGUGGUAGAAGUGGGGCAGGCAUAUAAUAAUACACAAUAUUUUCUUUCAGAGACAUCUGUUCCUCAUCAUUCACUCUUUCAGUGUCCUGUGAAUCUAAAUGGGUUUUCAUGGUCUAUAAACACACACGUUCCCUCUCUUUCUCCUAGUGGAAAAUACUUACUGCCUUACUUUAUCUGACAGCAGGCAAGAAUUUACCUUUGAUAAUAUUUCAGGUUUAUUGCUAAGUACCAUUCUUGUAAAGCCACUGAAAUAACUUUUGAUGCACCAGCUUUGUUAAGGAAAAAAAAUACUAGCAAUAUGGAUAGGCUGGUGAUCGCUAUUUCUUUUGUGUGGUGGUGUCCAUAGGACUGCAUCCUUGUGGAGAAGGAAAAGCAGAAGCUCACUGGGGAGCUAUGAAGCAUAUAGCCAUAUCAUAUAAAAUUAGCAUAUUCCAUUUGUUUGAUAAAAUUUUCCCCUUGUGCCAGAAUGUUUUAGCUCCAGAUACCACUUCACCUAGGGAAAAUGAAGUAUUAAUUAUAUUCUGUAUAAUCAUAAGCUGCAAAACUUUGAAGAGUGGGGGGGGGGGGAGAGAGUGAUACAGGAUUCAAGGAGCAAACUGCAUGAGUGUGAAGGGCUUUGUAAAAAUAGAGAAGUGGGUUCUGACAACACUGGUAACCCUAUUGCAUUUCAGCUUUUUGUCCUUUCAGAGCCCUGUAUCCCUUGAAAGGUGCAUGAGAGGUGGUGGUGCUUGGGGCAGUAAAUGAUUCUACAUCUGUGAAUCCCUAGGUUUGGCAUAGUUACACUAUUUAUAUUUCAGCCUGCCGUGUAUUUGCUGAGAGAGACACUAAAAGGUAAAGGUACCCCUGACCAUUAGGUCCAGCCGCAGAUGACUCUGGGGUUGCAGCGCUCAUCUCACUCUGUAGGCCGAGGGAGCUGGCGUUUGUCCACAGACAGCUUCCGGGUCAUGUGGCCAGCAUGACUAUGCCACUUCUGGCGAACCAGAGCAGUGCACAGAUACGCCGUUUACCUUCCCGCUGGAGCAGUACCUAUUUAUCUACUUGCACUGGUAUGCUUUCGAACUGCUAGGUGGGCAGGAGCUGGGACUGAACAACAGGAGCUCACCCCUUCACAGGGAUUUGAACCACCGACCUUCCAAUCGGCAAGCCCUAGGCUCAGUGGUUUAGACCACAGCGCUACCCUGUUGUGCCCUGAAAGAACAAGUAACUGGCUUCCUACUAGUUUCAGCCUCCGAAUGACACUGUGGGUGGUUAAUAUCAGUGCCACUGUGUAUGUUGGCUGGUUGCCUGUAGAUGCAAGAGACACAUAUAGAUAGUGAUGAAUAAUUGGUUGCAUAUUCUAUUUUUUUAAAUGUUUGAUGUUUUGUUGUAUUUUUAUAUAUGCUAUAAGCUGCCGAGAGUGGCUAGGGAAACCCAGCCAGAUUGGUGGGAUAUAAAUAAAAUAUAAUUAAUAAUAAUAAUAAUAAUUAAUAAUAAUAAUGUGAUUGACCAUUCCUGUGACUAGGUACUAACUAGAAGCUAUUGGCAAGUGAUUUAAGGAGUGUUGCCAUUGUGUUGGUGUUCGCUUUCAUGUCUCAGCCCCACUUCCCACUGGUAGUCCCAUUGGAAUAUGUGUUAGAGAGUCACCUAUUGGGAAAGAUGAUGCUUCCACCCAAAAUGACCAUUUUCCUCUGUCCUAGUAGGUGUCUAUUUUCUCAUUGAGCAUGCAUAAAUUGAAGUUAGGAUCACUCUGUUAGCUGCCUUGCUCUGUUUCCUUUGCCAGAUGCUGGUGGUGACACACCAAAUCUGGUCGCUUCAUGCAGGGAGGACUUAUGAAUCUUUUAGGAACAGGUAACUCAAAGGAAUAUAAAAGGUUACUUUCUUCUAGCUCAUAGAAGCUGAUGGGCAAAAGCUAUUUCAGGAUUUAACAGUGUAGAUGAAAGCUUCUUUGUAGUCCAUAUAUUGUAGAUUAAAUGUCAGAUCUAGUUAUUAGGUUUCUCAAAUUCUGAUGUCAUUGUUUUGAUAUGAAUCAGAAUAAUGCACUGAAUUUCCUGAUGAUAUUGAAGAUAACUGAUCUGAGUGCCUGCCAGUCCUGACAGAAAAGCACUUUGCUAGCUUUUUAUUGAAAGACCAAGACUAUAACAUAAAUGCUAUUUCAAAGUUUUUAUAUUGCCUUAGUAAAUUGAAUUGGUAUUCAUGCAUCAUGUAAUGCCUGUCUUGAAUGCAGGAACAAGGAUGUAUUUUAUCUAAUUUAUCUAGGUUUUGUGUUUGCCAUUACACACCAUAGAAAAUACCUGAGAAAUAUAUAAAAUGUAGGUGCAGCACAGGAAUACAAGAAUACAUCUUAUGGAAAGAGAAAACAAAAGCAAAACAAUGCUUUUAUCUUGCCCAAACGUAAAGGUAAACUAGUGUUUCCCAAGCUUCUGAGUUCAUUUGUUAAAGAUGUAAUGAGGCUCAACCCAAAUUCUUAGGAAUGUAAAUAAAAUAAAGUAAAAUAAAUCAGUAUAAAAUCCACAUUUAUUUAUAAUCAACCACCAUUCCUAGGAAUCGUAGAAUGUAAAAAUUCUAUGAUGCAUUGCAGGGGGUUGGACUAGAUGAUAUUUGGGGUCCCUUCCAAUACUAUGAUUCUAUGAUUAUAUAAAAAAGAAACUAAACAACUAAAAAAUAACAACACCUGUAUACAAUUUUUAGCAGUAAAACAGCAUGUUAUGAGAAUACUGUAAUAUUGUGGAAUCAGCUUAUUAAAUGCAGAGGUUAUUCAUUCACAAAGGAGAUGCACUCUGUACCUGCCUGUGCCCUUUAUUUAUGAGGCUCAUAGUUCCUUGUUAAUUUGAUUGCACUAUACAUCCUAAACUGCUUUUCAACCUCAGGCCUUUUUCUAGCUCUUUUGACCCUCAACUCCAGGGGGUCAAUAUAUGUUGGCAAGCCCAAGUAGACAAGCUAAUAGGUUAUUGGCUUCAGUACCACUUAUAACACAUUUUAUGAUUGCUCUGUGGUAUAACACACCAACUAUCUGUACAAAUAUACUGCAAGAAGCAGUAGCAACCUUUCAUUAAAUGGUUGUAUUUACAAGUAACCUCAUGGGCUAGUAAUGGGUUUGAUUUUACAGUGUCAUAAAUGUGAGGUGGAAGGGCUUUUGCCACAAGGAGAAAGUACCUCUGUGGACAAACCUUAAGGGUAUGCUGUGAUUAUCUCCAAUUUAACAUAUAAAUAAGAUCUCUUUGUGAGUCAGACAAAUCCCUCUCUUCCCUCCCAAUGCAGAUUGUUCCCCACAGAACAGUUUGCUGUGCUUUAUCUAGUGUAAUUAAAUGUCGAUUAAUAGCUCCUCCUUUCCUUACUUUGGAGACUGUAAUUUAAUUAAGGGUUUGUCCCAUUGUUGUACAGUGGUACCCCGCAAGACGAAUGCCUCGCAAGACGAAAAACUCGCUAGACGAAAGGGUUUUGCGUUUUUUGAGUCGUUCCGCAAGACAAAUUUCCCUAUGGGCUUGCUUCGCAAGACGAAACGUCUUGCGAGUUCUUGCGAGUUUGUUUCCUUUUUCUUAAAGCCGCUAAGCCGCUAAUAGCCGCUAAGCCGCUAAUAGCCGUGCUUCGCAAGACGAAAAAACCGCAAGACGAAGAGACAAGCGGAACGGAUUAAUUUCAUCUUGCGAGGCACCACUGUAUUCUGUGUUAGUGUAGCUUUGCUGAAUGCAAGGUCUCUAGCCUGAGGAACUGCUGUUUGGAUGGUGAGGAGUCAAAUAAUGGAGAGAUGAGAGAACCUAUAUGUCCUAGGGUGAUGUAAUGGUUCUAGGGGUUGCUCGUGCAUAAGCCGGUGCAAACACCUGGCUGGAUUGCCUGAGUGAACCUUUUCUGUCCGGACAGCCACUCACCCGUGGCUGUCUCAAUCGCUGGCAGAAUCCGUCAGUGGGCGUUUCUUAAACUUCUUCCAGCAAAGAAGCUCUUUGACGCCUAGUCACCUCCUACUCUCUCUGCGCGGAAGCCUUCUGUGCAAGGAGGGUGUAGGCAGCGGAGGACCUCUACUCUCCCCGCUGGUCCCCGGCAAGGAGUCAUGGAACCGCCUCUCCGCUUCCUCCAUCUGCCCCCUUCUCCACUGGUGCUACGCUGAUUCUCUUCCCCAGAAGAUGGGCUGCCUCUCCCAAUCCUGGGACGCUCUCCGGAAUCCCUCUGGAUUUUGCUCUCUCCCUCCGGCACUGAUGGCAGUUCCCUGACAGGUGAUAAACUGGGGGGCUACAUCUUUUGGAUUUAAAUUUGUUUGAAGGAGAUACCGUAACUGUUUGGAGGAAAAAAAUGCCCACAGAUAAGAAGUUGCUUUGACAGGAACCAGUAGCAACAGUCAAAACUAAGAGGUUCCUAGAAGGACCAUUUAGGAUGUAUUAGAUGACAGAAUGCAGCACGCAGGUCUUUGUGUGCUUUCUGACUGGUAGCCCAGUCUUUGUUGCAUUCCCCUCUUUCUAUUUUUUCAUAGUAGUGCAAAUAACUAGAUGACCAUAUACCAGUGCAGUCAAUUGUGUGAACCUUUACAAGUGGUCUAAUAACAAAGGAUCAUAAUAGAUGACCCAAUCCUUAAAAACAUCUUUCAAGAUAGUCUACUUGAGUUGCCACCGCCAUCCAACACAUGCAGACAUACUUGUGGGGGAUGGGAGAGAAAACCCAUAGGAGUGGAUGACAAAGGGAGUACAUGUUCUAAGCACUGAAAACCAAAUCCAACAAAAAUUAUAACCAGAAAAUUCUGUAGAGCAGACAGAACUUUAGUAAAAAUUUGAGCUUGGUCUCUUCAGUAUUUCUGAGGUAAGCACACAUUACAGUAAUAGAUGUUAAUAUUAGGGAUUCCAUGUCUGGUGCUAAGAUUUUUACUUCAGGAGGUAUCCUUUCAAUGUGUGUUGCAGGAUGUACAGACACAGCUGUUUUGUUUUCAAACAUGUACAAGGGCUAAAAUUAAGUCAAGACCAUGUACCAUCAUGCUGCCUCUUAAAAGCAGUUCAGUAUCACCGUGGCCGCUCUUCUUAUAUCUCUGCUUGUCUGAUCUCUUCAAUCUUGAUAGGAUUGUUGGACUGAAAUUUAAGAAAUGAGGUCUGCAGCAAGACUGCAGUGUUUAUUCUGUGCUAUUCAGAGAAGCGGUUGUGUUGUGAAUGGCACUGUGAUGUUCAAGGACAAAGUCCAGUUCUUUAAAGGGAGGGGAAUCUCCAACCCGUGGACUGAGUGUGGCCCUUUAGGCCUCUCUAUCCAGCCCUCAGUUUUUCCCCCAGGCCAUGUCCCAUCACACCUUGCCCUUCACCCUCCUAGAAUGCUCUUGCUUGGCUGGAAUGCGUCCUUGAAGUGUGGUAAUGCCUCUUGCUUGCCUGGAUGGACUUGUGUGCAUGGAAACCUGGUUUUUGCACGGCUGGAAUGUAGCCAACUGUACAAAGGAAAGAGUCCCACCUAUUAUUCUGUACCUUUUCGCUCUGGCUCUUCCCACCACUGACAUGUGGUCCACAGGAAGUUGCCCAUGAAGGAAUAUGGCUCUUGGGCUGAUAGGUUUUCCAAUCCUGCUUUUAAAAUAUCCUUCAGUGAUCCUGGGUGUUGCUGCUUCUAACUCUCCACUCCCUUGACCUCCUACCUUUAAUGCCAUUGUUUUUGUUUUCAUUCCUUUACUCUUUAUUGUGGCUUCUGUGAAUAUCAUAGAAUAGAUGUAUCUCCCUUUAACUUGUUUCCCACAGAACAAAGGGGAGUAUGUAUCAUGCAUUGACAUAUGCCACCAUAUUGGAAAUGCAAGCCAUGAUGACCUUUGACUCUCAGGACAUACUGAAUGCUGGAAACACAAUGAAAGAAGCUCAAGCCAUAUGUCAGAAGUAAGCACACCACAGAGAAUUAUUCUAGAUGGUCAAAAGCAUAGAAUAAGUACAUAAGACAGCUUUGCAACAGUAAGAAUGAAGAAAAUGUUUUAGUAGAGGAAAACGCUAAAGGAUUCUUAGGAACCUUCAUGUGCCACCAAUAAUUUUUUUUGACAGUUGGAUUCCACCAUGUAUAAAUGCAGUCAUCUACAUUAAAGUCGAAAGGUAUAAUUUUACUUGCACUUUACCUACAUAUGGCCACAUGUAAGCCAUUUCGGAAAUAUUUAUUUGUCAUGCAGCCAAAAUGACAAUUGUGGGACUAUAAACACUAUAGAAUAACAUACCGCUUUAAACAGAGGUUAAUGUUUAUGUCAGAAAAUGCUUGAGGUGACCACAUAAAGGCAUUGAGUCCCAACUGUUCCUAGUCAUAAAUGUUAACACAUAGAAAUAUAAUGGCAAAAUUUAGUAUGCCGAAGUACAGUGGUACCUCUGGUUACAUUCUUAAUUCGUUCCAGAGGUCCGUUCUUAACCUGAAACUGUUCUUAACCUGAAGCACCACUUUAGCUAAUGGGGCCUCCCACUGCUGCCGCGCCGCCACCACGCGAUUUCUGUUCUCAUCCUGAAGCGAAGUUCUUAACCCGAGGUACUAUUUCUGGGUUAGCGGAAUCUGUAACCUGAAGCAUAUGUAACCUGAGGUGCCACUGUAAUGUAAAAGAUAAUUGAAAAAUAGUAUAUGAAACCUUUAAUUAUACAUACAGCCUUUUCUUAAAUCACUUUGAGCAUAAGAACAUAUUGUUCUGUGUACUUGGCAUUUUGCAGAGUAAUAAAUUAAAAUUUCAAGUCUGUAAUCUCCUUGGAUUGGAAUCUAAAGUUUUGACAGAGUGGAGGAAAAGCACUGAAAUAAAAAAAAGACAAAGGUAUUGGAGCAAGAAUAUAUGCAGAUAUAGUUUAGAUGUACUUAGACUCCAUUCCUCUUUCUAUUUAGCUUUCAGCAGUUGGACUUGCUUUUGAUAAUACAUGCAUAACAUUGCAUUGUUAGGCUUAGUUUUUAAAGGCCAAUAUAACUAAAGGGUUUUGUCAAUAUGUUCUACAUUUCCAGCCUCUUUUGUUUUUAUGUAGGUUUCGGAAGAAAUCCACCGUGGCCGAUUCACUCAACAAUUUAGUGCACAGACACAAUGUUGACCAAUUAACUGAAGGUAAAAAAAUAAACAAAAAUAAACAUUAGCUCCUGUUUCUGUCCACAUGACUGCCUGGUAAAUUAAAUAAAUAUUCACCUGGUGCUUAACAGCUCAGGAGUGGGCAGCUGGCAAGCCUCUGUGGGGAAAGAAUUGUGUAGGUGGGAAGCCACAACUGGAAAGGUCACCACCUGCCUAAUCUUCAAAAACAAGGGCAUCCAGGCAACAGCCUUAAUAGAACAUCCUAAUGUGGACAUUUUUGAGGUGUGCUUGUAUUAUAAUGUGGAAGAUUGUAGUGGUUAUGAUGACACUGUUCCAUUUGGUGGUGGAGCUUUCCUGCUAUUCACUUCAUAUAUUUUUUCCCCUUUCCCCCUUUUUAAAAAGAGGAAAUUCAUGCAGAAAUUUGCUAUGCCGAAUGUUUGCUUCAGAGAGCUGCUCUUACAUUCCUUCAGGUAAGAGCAUUUGUUUUUGGAACAUUGUUGUGGAAACAGGAAUGUGAGGCCUCAGUUAAUUUCAAUAAGACCGUGGUUACUGAGAUCACAGUGAGUCGGGCAGGUGAUGUUAAUAAGAAUCUCUUUCUUUGUCUACCCACACCAACACCAUGCAGCUUUGCUUUUAUGCAUUUUGCAUAACAUGUAGCUUCUCACACACUGAGAAGCAAGUUUAAUUAGGAAGUCAGGAUGUUUCCAGUUUAUAAUAUGGGGACUUGAUAAAUCAUUCUGUAACUUGCUUUUCGCAGAGAUUUCCUUGUCCUUCAUUUGAGAUGGAGACAGCUUGUUGGAUCCUUAUCAAACUCUACAGUGUCAGGGUGGCCUGGUUGCAUUUUGCAAGUUCAAUUCAGUCGAACACUGUUCCUGAUACCUGCUUUCUCUAAGGUUUCUGAUGCCUUUGCAAGUGUCCAGCAUGUGUCUUGGAUUAGCUAAAGCUGAUGGCCCCAUGCUAAUCAUCGGUAGUCCAAAUCAUUACAAAGCCUAUGACAUAGCAUGUAGGAACAGCGGCUUUUGUGCAAAGUCAGUAAUAAUAGGUUCUUCUCCGAUGAAAUACUUCCUGUCUCAUUUUUCUAGUGUUAAUUAAUAAGGAAUACUAUUAUUCUGCUUCUGUUUUACUUGAUGUAUCCAAACUAAGGGCUACAGCUUUGAAAUUUGUGUUAGGUAUUUAACAAGGUCAAAAUUUUAAAGAUUUUUUUUUAAGGUAUAUGUGUAUGUAUUAGAAAAGAUUGACCCUUAAGUAUUUACCAGUCUAGAUUUUGUAACAAACUUUUAGUCAUUGUCCCCAAAAGCAAGAGGAUUUUCAUGUACACGUAUGCUGAAAUGUGUUAUCUAUUGUAUUUUCCUUAGGAUGAAAACAUGGUUAGCUUUAUCAAAGGCAGCAUCAAAGUCAGAAACAGUUAUCAAACAUAUAGGUUUGUAGCAUUUUAAUAUUUUUUUACAAUUAUUAUGUUCCAGGCAUCCAUCCAAAUCAAAACUUAUUGCUUAUUAUGUUUGGUGCUCUGCACUUCAGGCUUCACUCUUGUCUAAAUUGAUUCUGGCUGAUAUUUUAUUUUAAUUAAUCAAUCAAUCAAUCUAAUGUAUUUAUAUCCUGCACUUUCAAAGUAAAAACUCUCAUAAAGCAGCUUAGAGUGGUUACUAAUAAAUACAAUUUAUGAAUCUAAAAGCAAAACCAGUAAACUCACAGUUGAAACAACAGCAAUGAAUCACAAAUGUAAGUGAGGCCAUUAAUAAAAGUCUGAGUGGAAUGAAUUUUUUUUUAAUUAACUGCUCUUUAAAAUCACCAGCAAGUGGGCGAUGUGCACCUCCCCAGUGGGGAGGGAAUUCAAAAGAUGCAAGGCCAUCUUUGGUACUCUCUUCAUACCAUGGGUAUUGGGUAAAUGGUAUAUUAGCAGUAGCUCUUAUUGUCAUGUAUUUCAAAGUGCUAGACCAUGAUUGGUAUUAGAACUGGAUUACAUUCUGGGUUUUGAUGAGAUCUUUUGGUUUGAUAGGGAGCUGGACAGUCUAAUACAUUCUCCCCACUAUGUUAAAGGAGAAAAUCAUCCCCAUUUUGAAGGUGGCGUAAAGCUGGGAGUUGGGGCAUUUAAUCUGGUAUGUAUCACAGUUUUUUUUGUAUACAUGGUUCUGGCUAGGGCUGUUGGGAGUUGUAUUCCAUCAUCUGGCUUUAUAUUUGACUGUUCAAGAGAUUAUUUGAAGUUGACAUCUUUUACAUAAGAAUUGGUUCCAGCGGCUGAAAAUGCUGCUAUGUGGUAGUAGCUCCAUGUAGUGGCUAAAACAUUUUAUGAGCUGCUUUCUUAUGAGAUUUCCCACCACCUGUAACUCUCUCACUGCUCUGGCUGCUAGUUUGCGACUGAGCCAUAUCUAAGGCCCAUGUACUGGCUUAGAAGGCUCUAAACAACUUGAGAUCAGGCUAUUUUAGGGAGUGCCUUCUUCAAUAUCAGCCUGCCUGGCUGUUGAGGUAUGCGAGUAAGGCCUUCUUGAUUGUAUUGUGGCCUGCAGCAGAAGGGCUGAGUCUCAGUGGUAGAGCAUCAAGUUUGCAUGCAGAAGGUCCCAGGUUCAGUCCUCAGCAUCUCCAGGUGGGAUUGGGAGAGACAGUAGUGAGUUAGAUGGACCAAUGGUCUGACUCAAUAUAAGGCAACUUCCAGGGUGAGCCUUCUCUGUGGAACCAGAAUAAUUUCUGAGUUGUGACCGGCUAGCAUUUUAGUUCUUACUUAAAGCCACUUUACUUCCCAAGCCUUUGAUGGUGGUUUGUUCUUAAUUUGUCAUGAUGGUUGAUCGUUUUAUGAUUAUUAUUGUAUAUUUAUUCAUUCAUAGACUCUCUUGUGCUAGCCAAAGGCCAUGGCAUCGUUCACAAGGGGAACAAAAGGAAAAACAGCAAUAACCAUAAAAACAUUUAGCACUACCAGUGCAAAAAACCACGGUCAAGUCUCCUAGAAAUUAUUUGUUGCAUAAGAUAGAAUAGCAGGGAAAUCUCAGGUAAAAUAUGCCAGUUUAAGUGUCCGAAUCCCAGUUGACUGCUAUUUUAUCUAGCUCUUUUCUCCUGAUCUUUUUAGCUGCCAACACAUAUAGUGCUACUUUAUAGGUUACAAAGUCAUCAGUAUCGCUCAGCAGCCAUUUCACCCUUUCCACCCUGUUAGAGUGUAUUCCAUUCAUAAGCAGGGGUUUUAUAAAUUGGUCUCUUGGAUCUAUAUAUAGUGGGCAUUGCAAUAAAUAAUGGUACAGGUCCUCUACACAGGGUUGCCCACAUAUACAAAGUCUCUCCUCGUACUGUACUUUGCUGUACCGACCAUCCAACACCAUCAAGGGCAUUGAUUGGAAUAAUAAUUCUGUAAAAGCGAUUCUUAGUACGGCAAGUGGGAGCUUUGUCAGAUAUCUAGCUCGGGUGUGCUCCGUUUUAAUAAGUGGGAGCCAUGGUGAACUUUUGGUAGAGGCAAUCGUGGAUAAAUCCCUUUCUUCAUCGGACCUAAAGAGACAAUCUAUUAGGUGCCUCCUAUCCAUCUUCAUGGUCACCUGAAGAUCUUGUAAUUGAUAUUGGGACAAGAGGCUUUGGAUGUCAGCCUUCCAGCAUUUGGACUGUUCUCCUUCAGUGUGGGACAUAGUGGGGAAUCUCUCCUCCAAGAGCGAUUGGAGUCUUUUCACAUAGCUUAGACACAGAUAGUCAAUUCUAGCCCAUAUUGUUGUCACGUCCGCUUCAACGCGGAUAAGAGCAGCUGGGGUCCCCUUGGGGAGUGAGAGCACUUUCCUGAGGAAUUUGUUCUGUACUAUUUCUAAGGCUUUGUUAGCAUUUGGGUCCAUGCCCCAUAUCACUACUCCAUAGAGCAUUUGGGAAACCACUUUACUGGUGAAGAUUUUCAGCACAGGUUCUAAUAACUGGCCACCCAGUGUAAAAUAGAAUUUUAUUAGUGCCCCACAAGCUUUCUGUGCUUUGAGUUUUGAGAAACUAGUCCUCGCCAUAAUUUCCUGUAUGCUUUUCACCUGUGCAAAUUUUAUCACAAGAUACCAAUUAUACAGAACGUUUAGGCUACAGUGAUUAAAAUCACAAGCACUUCAGGAAAUGAAUUAACUUGUGUGAAGGAGUGAAGGCCUUUUCAGGGAGGAAAUGUGUGAAACCUUACAACAUGUGCUUGAAGCUCAAACUCAUCAAGUUUGCAAGAGCUAUAUUUGUCACACUGGAAAUACUCAGAUUAUUCUAUUAUAUAUAGCUUGUUUCUUGCCAGUAAUCAGAAUGUUAUAAGGGCAGCAUUAUGUAUUGAAGAGCUACUGUGCUGAUGAAAAGCUUUUAUGAUAUUGCAAUUUUAAUUUGCAGGAAGGUUCCCUCCAUUAUGACCCUUCUGAUUUUAUAUUUUAAAUCAGUAUCUGCUUGUGAGCUACUUGUGAGCUGUUUGUAGAAUUUGUAGGGGCUAGCUAACUACAAGUUAUAUUAUGUGAUUAGCAAUUGCACUGUGGUUUUUAACAAUGGAAAUAUUGGGAGUAGGGGAUGGUAGUUUCAUCGGUACCUUCAAUAUGCAAGAAAGUAACAUUUAAGUCUUCCCUCUCCAGUAACACCUCAUCCUCCUUUAUUAGAGAUUGGUGCUGAAGGGAUAUUUUUUUCUAAUGGUGAUUGCUGCGCACAGUCCAGUUUUUCUUGAACACCGCCAGAGAGAUAAGGCUUAACAACCCCCACCCAUUGUUGAUGACAGCCCCCCCCAGUGUAUAAUUUUUAAAAACCCACAAUUCAAUUGCUAAUUGCAUCACUAAAGUACAGUAACACAUAGCUAGGCUCUUUGUUUGCACAUGUGUGGUAUUAUAAGCUCACAUGUUCAGGAACAGAGGAGUAACUUUGCAUCCUCCGCCCCUCAUGUUUAUGCAGUUAUCUGUGGGGUGGGUGUUUUGCAUGUUUAGUUGUACAUGCAGAAGGUUUCCUGUAAUCUGGAACUCGGAUAGUUGCUGAACCAUGAUUUUUACUCAUAAUGCCCAAUAGGGCUGCAAGUAUAAGUACAUCAAAUGUCAAGAUUUUCCUUUAUAAAGGUGACUUGAACAAAAAUAACAGAAGUGGCUCCUUCAUACUGGAAUCUUCUUUCCUGAUGAUUCAGCUCAGAGCUUUUUUUCUUAAAAAAAUGUUUAGGGAUACUCUCAUUUUCCUAUUUGUAUUAAAAUACAGCCCCUCAAUGAGACCAAACUUAGAUUCAUAAAAUGUUUAGGGGUAUGCGUACCCCUGCAUCACCCCAGAAAAAAAGCACUGGUUCAGCUUCAUUUCUAGAUAUGUUUGUUAAGCUUAUUUCCAAAAUAAUAAGACUGUAAGGCACCACUUUAUACUGCUGCUUUCAUAAUGAAGGAAGGAAGGAAGAGCAAACACACACACAGAAAACUAACCCUGCCUACUGUUUGACCUUCCUCAUUACCAUGGCAGGUUGUAAUUACCAACCUCACAAGCUUGUUACCUGGUAGAGAUGUGUUGUCUCCACUCUGGUGAAAGAUGACUUGACCCAUGACUUGCUCAUCUCUAAUUGGCCCAAGGCUGUGGAGGCACUGAGCAUCUUCCCACACCUGCCCCAUUAUUUCUUGUGCUGACAUGGGAACUCUCCACAUUAUGUGUAAAUAAUAUGCCUUAGGAGAGUUUGCCCUAAAAUAUGGCUUAAACAUGUAGUACUAAAUAAACUAACAAAUAAGAAGAAGUUGCAUUGUGCUCAGUGCUAUGGAGGGGUGUGUGGUAUGGCAAACAUGACAUAUGGAAGCCAUUUUAGGUGAGCUUGAUAUGAAACUUGUUCUGCUCCUUUUAUUUGUAAAAUAUCUUUUCUGAGAUGUUGCAGGUAAAAUAAAUGUAUAUCUAUAUAUAAUUUUCUUCCCACAAAUUUUCUUUGGUUUUUAUUUCUAUAGACUUUGUCUAUGUUACCAUCAAGGAUUGUACGGUUACUGGAGUUUGUUGGGUUUUCAGGAAAUAAGGCAAGUAUAUGUUUGUUUAUGUUGUUUCAUUUAUUAAAAUCUUUUAUAUGCCACCUGUCAUUUCAAAAGACAUACCAAGGCACUUCUCUGGGCAAUAAUAAAAUACAACAAUAAAAAUCCUAUAAAUAAAAAACUGUAAAACAUCAGUAUUGAUUGCAGUAGCCAAAAAUGCCAGGAGUCAGUAUUAGCGGUCAGCAAAUGCCUGGGUAAAUGAGUACAUUUUUAGUUGCACCCCAUAGCUGGCUCCCAAAUGCUCUCUAAGCUAAUAUUAUUUCAGGGUAGGAAGCACCACUGUGAACAUUUAGUUGGCAUCUAUACAGUACAGACAAAACUAAGAACUGCUACACACACACACACACACACACACACACACACACAUUACAGUAAGAUAAGAUAAGAUAAAUAAAACUUUAUUCGCAUUAGCCUUUGGCCAUAGCAACAGUAAAACAUUACAGUAUAUGCAGAAAAGGAAAUUUGAUAUAAAAGUACAAUUUAAAGUCCUGAAUCAGCAGUCAGUUAGUGGCCCUUAUUCUGAUUGCCCCUGCUAUGAACCUAGCAACCUUUGCUGUUAUCUGCUCAUUUUGAUCUUGUUAUGUACUGAGUUGAAUAGGAUCCAAACUGCAGCAGUCUGAUUGGUCCUAGAACAAUAGGAUUCAGAAUGCAGCAGUCUGAUUGGUCCUAGAACAAUGCAUCAGUAUGAUUGGUUGGCAGGAACCACCCAAUCAUGCUCCAGAUAUAAGUGAAUCCACAACCUGAUUGGCUUACAGUAGAAUUCCAGAAUUAGCCAAUCAUGUGCAGCCCAUUGUGUAAAUAAUGUAUAUAAAGCAGAUACUUUGAGGGGACAUUCACUCAUUCCUCCUCACCACUAUGAGCUGAAUAAAGAGCAUGAAAUCACUUUGCGACUCUGAGUAUAUUUCAGAUCUGAUAGAAGAAAGGACAUUAUGGCAGUGGUUGAGCACCCUGGGAUGGUCAGUACGAGUGGAGUGAUGAUCUCGUUCCUAAAAUCUUUGUAGAGAGUACAGGACAGGAAGACUUGUGCCGCUGUUUUGGUGCUACCAUCUCCACAGGGGCAAAGACGUUUCUUAGGCGGAAUCUUUUGGAAUCGACCCUCAGGUACCGCAGAUGGCACAACAUCCAGUCUUGCAAGUGUAAAAGCACAUCUAUUUUGGGAUAAUAAGUCUGUGCGGAUAUGGGGCCAGAGAAUCAAAAUGGGGAGAUGAAAACAGAACAUACCAAGGGCAGAAUUUCCUUAUAGUGGCCAGGUUGUUCUGGUGCUCGAUAUCUUUUAGACGCUGACCAGUUAGACUGUUUGCUUUAGUGGGGCCCAAAGUGAGUAGAUGUUGUGGGGAUAGGCCACAAGAGUGAAGUUUUUGAUAGGCAGUUUUAAGCCAGGCACUUUUAUGGGAGUCUUGAAGUACUAGGGAUAGUAAACUGGGGGGAUUUGAGUUUAGGUGAAGCCAGGGGUAAAAAGUUAUUUGCCAAGUCCAUAGUUCUACUGAAGAGAGACUUGCCUCCAGUCUCAACAAUGCGUUUGGGAUGCAUGGCGGUACCGAAAAAAUCUGCCUUAGAAACUUUGAUUGAACAGCUUCCAAAGUGCCAAGGUGGUUACCAGUCCAAGUCUGAGCCCUGUAUAGUAGCUGUGCUAGGGGUUUAGCUUGGAAGGCUUCUAGGGCUGAUGGUAUAUAUUUGCCACCCUUUGUAUGGAAAAAGCGAGUCAAAGUCUUGGCACUUUGGGAUGCUUUUUCUUUUGCACAUUUUUGGUGUGCUCCCCAUGACCCCGUGGACUGGAAGAUAAGGCCCAAAUAUUUGAAAGCUUUGACCUGUUCGAUAGGCUGAUUGUCCAUACACCAACUGUGGGGCCUAUAUUUUCUUGAGAAAACCGUAACUUUGGUUUUCUGAUAAUUUGCGACCAGGUGUUCUCUCUGGUAAUACACUGAGAAUUCUCUUAUCAAUCUUUUUAGGCCUAUUUUUGUUUGGGAUAAGAGGACCGCAUCAUCAGCAUAUAAUAGUACAGAGAUUGGUUUUGAGGCCAGUUUAGGAGCGUGGAAUUCUGAAGAUGUUAGGCACUGGACCAUGUCGUUUAUGUAUAGGUUAAAGAGUGCCGGGGCUAUAAUGCACCCUUUGUGGCUGGGACAGAUCCUGUAAGUUGGCCAUUUGUAGAGCAACACACUUCCAGCACAGUGUCUUUAUAAAGGCAGUUAAUCGGAUAUAAUAAUCUUUUGUCUAUGCUUGAGGUGUUUAAUUUGGCCCAUAGACUUACUCGUGAGAUUGAAUCAAAAGCAGCUUUCAAAUAAAUGAAAGCAGCAUACAGCACACCGCAGGAUUGCUUGGCGUACUUAUCUAUGAGGUGGGCUAGGACGAAGCAAUGGUCUAUAGUACCUGCCUUGCCUGAAUCCUACUUGCUCGCUCUUCCACAAGGAUAGUCUCAGCAUCAAUCCAGUUGAUUAAUUUAUUGUGGAGGUGUUUUGCAUAUAAUUUACUAACUAUAGAUAAGAGGCUGAUAGGUCUGUAGCUGGCCAGAUCCCAUGUAGGGCCCUUUUUGAAUAUUGGGAUGAUUACCUCAAUGGCCCAGCUGUCGGGGAGUAAACCAGAUGAAUCAAUGUGAGAGAGUAGUGCCACAAGCAGAGGUGCCCACCAGUCAAUAUUGGACUUCAAAAGUACAGGGGGCAGGUGAUCAAUGCCUGGGGCUCUAUUGUUUUUUAGCUGUGUAAUUAGGUCUUUUACCUCAGUCGUGGACACUGGGGGCCAAGCUGGUAAGUUUUCUGGAGAUACUGCUGCGUGAUUAAGCUGAGCAUCCUGGUCUUGGAAAAGUGAGCGGUAGUACUGCGUUACAUGCCUGCUGUAGAGAAACCUCAAUACAUUGUGCCCUUUGUGUGACCAAAUGGCACAUCUUCUAAGGGGAACACAUGUUAAUUGCUAUUGCAUUUUCUGUAACCACUACUUCAUUCAUUUGGUGUUUUGUAAAAGAGAUGUCUGAUAACUUUAUUGGGCACUAUGGUGACAUACAUUGAUAAUGUUCUCCUGUACUAGCUGAGUAAACCAAUUUAACUUUCUGUGUUGGAAGAUACUUCUCUCCUUAGUUACGGUGGAACAAAUAGAGCAAACCACAGGUGUAAUUAAUUUACAACCAUUUAUCUGACUGUGAUGCAGGAACAUGGUCUGCGACAGCUUCAAGAAGGAGCCUCAGUGUACAGCUUUAGGUCUGUGCUGUGCACUAUGCUGCUGCUCUGCUAUCAUACCUUCAUGACUUUUGUGCUAGGUAGGAUUCAUUUUCUUCUCUAAAUGUUGACCCUUCAUACAUCCAAAAUGGCAGGGGGAUAGGAAGGAGUGUGUUCAUCACAAAGCUGGUUGUGAAUACUUAUUCAGAAUAGCUUUAGCAUUGUUCAUGUAUGACUUAAUUCUUCACAAACUUUUAUUUUCUUCAAGAAACACUUAAGAUGGAUAUGAUAUAUGCAUAAAGGUAAAGGUAAAGUGGCCCCUGACCAUUAGGUCCAGUCGCGGACAACUCUGGGGUUGCGGCACUCAUCUCACUUUAUUGGCCGAGGGAGCUGGCGUACAGCUUCUGGGUCAUGUGGCCAGCAUGACUAAGCCGCUUUUGGCGAACCAGAGCAGCGCACGGAAACGCCUUUUACCUUUCCGCCGGAGCGGUACCUUUUUAUCUACUUGCACUUUGAGAUAUAUGCAUAGCUUAUCCCAAAAUUCUAAAACAUAUAGACAGUUUUUGAACCAGGCUAAUCCUAGCAAUCCUAAACGGCGUUCCGUGUGCUGCGCUGGCUCACCAGAUGCAGCUUGUCACGCUGGCCAUGUGACCCGGAAGUGUCUGCGGACAGCGCUGGCUCCCGGCCUAUAGAGUGAGAUGAGCGCACAACCCUAGAGUCUGGCAAGACUGGCCCGUACGGGCAGGGGUACCUUUACCUUUACCUUUACUAAUCCUAGCAAUUUAAACAGAAACAUAACAUUAUGAGCUAUAAAUGCAAACAUUUUGUUAGGUGUUUGCUGUUCCCCUAACCACUCUUUAACUUGUUCUAAAAACCUUAGCACAGGUCCUCCUAGUCACUGGGAUCAGAUGAUACGAGGCCUUUAUAGGGAUGCAGCUUUAGGGAGCUUGGGGUUGCUGAUUCUAGAAGUGUGACUCUUCCUGCCCAUAGCUUCAGUUUUACAGAAUCCCCUCCCCAGUGAAACCUGUAAAUGCCCAAACUUGUUUUAAUGAGUUGCCUAAAAGUCAACUAUCUUCGGACUAUUUAGGAGCUGCUCAGUUUUGAUGAGAAUUUCCCUGUAAUCAUUUGCUUUUAAUAUUUUUGUGUCACCAUUAUUUUUGAGCUAAAUUAAUGUUUAUAUUUGGCCUUGAGAGAAAGUAUGGAAAGGACUCACAAUGUAAACUAAGUCUGGGCUACCCCCACUUUCUAAUUUUUUGUUCUCCCAAUUAAUUUAGGGACAGGAAAAGGAAAUGUUGAAGAAGCAGAGAAACUUCUUAAGCCUUACUUGGCUCGAUAUCCAAAAGUAAGAUAUAUCUUAAAUAGGCCUGAUAUGUGUACCAAUGUAAUAUCUUACUGUAGAAAGAUGAUUAAAUGUAUAUGAAAAUUGUUGCCAAUGUUUUUUCUUGAUUUAUUCCAGGGAUCCAUAUUCCUGUUUUUUGCAGGGAGAAUAGAAACAAUAAGAGGCAAUGUUGAUGGAGUAAGUAAUUUGUUUUUAUCCUUCACAUACCUUCCUUGGGGCUUAAGAAAUCUUUGGCCUUAUGAUCACAGUUCCUGGUGGGUUUUGCUCUCUGCAGUACAGUACUUGGCCACACUAAGAGUGACAAAUGGAUGUUGGUCUGAAAGAAGUAGAAGGGCAUGCAACUGGUUGACCUGGCAGAUUUGAUAAGAAGGAUUCAAUAAAGAUUGUAAGCAAAUCACGGUAGAAAAGCAAGGCUAUUUGCCAUCUUAUUUUCCACAUGAACCUGACCAUAUAUGAAGGUCAUCUUCAGAGGUCCUUCUCCACUGGUGCAACCCUGUCACUGGUUGAGAUGCCCUUCAGCUGUAAUGUCUCUGCUGUGGACUACCUUCCCCACCUGGUGCAAAGCCUGACAUUUUUUCAGCAUCAGGUGAAGUAUUUGCCUAGGCAUUUUAAAUCAUUUGAGCCUUUUGGAUUUAGAUUUUGGACUGGUUACAACUAUUUCUGCUCUGCUGUGUGAGUGUAGUGGUGGGUUUUUAAACUUUUAUUAUUUUAACUUCAUGCAAGCCUCUCUGAGUAUUAAAAGUGAAUAUAAAUACUUCAACAUAAAUAAAUGGAGCAUCUAUUAUUGUUAGGUACUGGGUGGAAACAACACUAAAUUACUACUAAACUGUGAAUUGGCUCUUGGUUUGAGAACCAAUAUGAUGUGAUAGUGUUUUGCUAGGACUUGGCAGACGCAGAUUCAAAGCUGCACACCACCUCGAACCUCACUGAAUGCUUUUGGGUUAGUAUUUUCUCGCUCAGCCUAACCUAUCUCACAGUGUAGGAGGUGAGGAACAAUAUAUGCCCCCUGAACUACUUGGAGGAAAUGUAGCAUCAAAAUUGAAUUAAAAGUAAGAAAUAACGUUUCUAAGCAAAUAUAUUGAUAUCUUCUGCUAUUUCUGUCUCCCCUUUUGCAUGGAGAUGCAGACUGUCAGAACUGAUUGUAGUAUGUGAUUGAUACAGGAACAGUAGUGUAUGGCUUCUGGCCUGAGUGCAUGCUUGACAAGUAUAUUCAAAAGCUGUGCUGACAUUUUUGAAUGAGGGGUGUAGUCCUUUAAGGUUUUCUUUUGAUUUUCUAGGCCAUCAAAAGGUUUGAAGAAUGUUGUGAAGCCCAGCAGAAUUGGAAGCAGUUUCAUCACAUGUGCUAUUGGGAACUCAUGUGGUGCUUCACAUACAAACGUCAGUGGAAGAUGGCAUACUUCUAUGCAGAUCUGCUCAGCAAAGAGAACACCUGGUCCAAGGUGAGUACAAGGAUGAUGUGCUGACGAGCACAUCUGAUAAAGAAAGGUAAUGUUAUGGUGUGAUUUGGAUCAAUCAGUUUUCGAGUAGACUUAUUCCAGGUAGACAUUAAAAUAUGAUUGAAAGGCCACUGAAGAUAUAAAACAAUGCUAUUCCUAGUUGUACUUUAGUAGCAGACACUUUGUCCUCUUAAUCAAGCUCAAGUGGCAUAUGCUGUUGCAUAGAGCCAGAGUCCUUGAGAGGCCUAUAGCUUUGGUCUUCUCUCUUGUUCUGAGCUGUUCAGUAAGCAUAUGAAGAGAAGCCAUGUCUGCUGGCUCAUUUCCACUGUGUCCCUGAUUGCUAUCUUUUAAAUUUCCCCCGAAGAAGUGAUUGCUUUCCAUUGAGAAAGAUUAGGGGCUUCUGAUAGAAAUUGUCUUCAUUUUUAUACAUUUGGUCAGCUUAACCUGUCCAGGUCUGCCUUUUGUAAUAUCCCAAAUCUUUCUCCUCCCUUCAAGCAGCUUGUUUUGAUAAUAAAUGUGUGUUCAAUUUCCUGUGUAGGAAUCCUGUCUCGCUCAGAUAGCAAGAUGUGUACUCUUGUGUUGUCUAGAAAAAAAGGCUCACAUUUGCAUGAAAUUUGAAAGCCUUCUGUGCUUUUGCUUACUCUUCAAUAAUUGGGUAGUUUUUCAGUUCUCUGCUUGACUUGCUAAAAGCCUUUCUUUGCUAAUUCUGAUUGGAUACACUUUCAGUCCAAAUAAAUGUCUCACAGCAGAACCAACUGCUGCUUUGGCAAGAGAAAUUCCGGUUGGCUGUGGGGUAGAUGUUCUGCUUCUCUUUUGUUCUGAGACAACAUGUGUCUUCAUUUUGAAGUGGCUUGAAUAAAUGAGUAGUUAAAACCGUAUAAGUUUGGGCUUCUUCUUAUGGUAAGAUAUUGAGCUGGGCAGUAUAGGAAUCUUGUAUUAUUAUACUUAGUCAUGUGUGUUUCCCAUUUUUAUAAGUUUCUUCCCCUUAUGCUUUUUAAAUGCUAUGUAAAUCAGGAUUUUCUUAUAAAAAUUCAAUUUUACUUUUGCAAGGGAUAAUGUGCCUGGCAGGGUAGGGGUGGGGGUUGUGAAAUAUAUUGCUAGUCGGUCUUGCUACCUGAUUUGGACACUUAGAACAUAUUAGCCCUAUUGACGUGUUAUAGUCAAUGCAGUUGCAGCAAGGCUUAGUUCCUGCUGACAAUGGGUGAACCUUUGUCUCGACUGUACCACUUUAGACUAUAAGUGAGUGCUCACAUGCCUGAACGCUUUUCUUUACAAAAAUUGCCCACACAUAGAAACUUAGCCAUUUCCCUAGUUUCAUGUAGAGAUUGUUGUUUCGUAUGAAUAAGCAUCCAGUCUUUUGCACCUCCAUCUUCAGUCUGAAAUGGAACCAUUAAACAUAGAUUUACCACUUUAGGUGAGGACAAAGCCUAAGAAUAGCCUGCUUUCGGGGCAGUGCUAGUCAAAUGGCAGUGCUGUUGGAUUACGAUUCUAGACUAAUGGUGCCUUUUUUUAGCCUAUAAAAACAAUGUUAAUCAGGAUAGAUUCAUGCCAUCCUCAGGAGUGAGCAAAGGAAUAGUAAUGACCAUAGUCAUGUACUUUUGACUUAACUUCCUUGAAACCAAGUGCCCAAAAGCUGUUCCUUGGUGUAAGAUCUGUUUUCUGCAAACACACACACACACAUACUAAACUGUAAAAGCAGGGCUUUUUUUCAGCCAGAAAUCAUUGGAACUCAGUUCCGGCACCUCUCAGGUGUGCGCCAUUGCCAUAAUAAGAGAACAAGGGAGGCAUUCAUGGUGCAUUCCGGCACCUCUUUUUCUAGAAAAAUAGCACUGUGUAAAAGUAUGUAUCUGUACACACAUCUUCUUUGCAAGUAGAAAAACUUGGAUACAGAAAGAAUUGAGUUCUAGUAUAUGUUUCUGAUGUAUUUACUUCCCUUUUCUGCUUCGUUUUGGUUACAAUAUCCUAAUGCAAGAAUAUAUGUUCUAGGUAAUUUCACUUAUGAUAGUAUAAGGCCAUAUCCCUUAAAUGUUUCACCAUGCUGUCUUAGAUAUUGAAGAUGACACAGGAAUAUAAAUUACAAUAAGGAUUUUUAAUCAUACGUAAUUUUCAUUUUAGGCUACAUACAUAUAUAUGAAAGCAGCUUAUCUCUGUAUGUUUGGACCAGAUGAUCAUAAGCCUUUUGGGGAUGAUGACGUUGCACUAUAUCGGUAAGAUUACUUGACUCUUCACAAGGCCUAUAUAUUGACUGAGAUUAGUCAUGAAAGAAAUACCCAUUGUAUUCAGCCCAGCUCUACACCUAAAAUUGUAACUUUGUACAUUCCUCUGUAUUUAACACCAAGCCAUAUUUUAAUUUAUGGUCAAUGGGAUAAUUCAACAACAUUUCUUGAAUAUAGUUUUAAUUCUCUCCUACUACUUGAGACAUGGGAAUCCUACCCACAAUAACAUUAACUGAAUCUCUUCUUCUGUGUCACAUGGGAUAGAGGGUCAAUAUUAAAUGUAUAUGGAGCAACACAUGAAAAUCUUAACACUUCUAUAUAGGCUACAUUCUAGCCACAGAAGAGAUGAAAGUUUCUGCACCCCAAUUUUGCUCCGUCCUGGCAUGCAACAGGGUGAUCACAGUGUUAAGGAUGCAUGUGAACCAGACAAGGCAAGCCCUUAAGGAGGGCAUGAAGCAGAACUGGAAGGGUUGUGGCCUAUGGAGAAGCCUGCAGGGAGUAUUUGGUGGUCUUUAACUCUGGGGCAAGACAUGGGGUGGAUAAUUUGAAUUGGAUGUGCCAUUACUGCAGCUGAUGUAGUACCAUCCUCAGGUAUUUGUUCUAGGAAACUUGGAAAUGCCAGAAUCCUCUAACUUCUGUAGCUGCCACAAAGUGUUUUUAAAUUACGUACAGGUUUAAGGGGCCCUGAGAUGCAUGUCUGAUUCUGUCACUAAGCAGCUGCCCAGAGGUCAGGUGUGAUGUAGGAAUGGAUGGCUCCUCCAUGAAUGCAGAGCAAGAUGUCUAGUUAUUCUAUGAUGGUGACAUUUUGAUGGUGCUGUAUUCCUCCUCCACUACCACUUUCCUUCUUUCUGUUUUAUGUUCUUUUAAAUACCUAGGUGUUUGUGUAUUUGUUUACAAUCAAGCAGUAUACACAUUUUGUUAAAUAAAAUAAGUACUUCUUCAGAGCUGAUCACCUUUAGAAUGGAAUCUGCUGCUUGACAAUGCAUAUGGAAAAAUAUAGGGGAGAGUUUUCAGUUCUGAUUUUGUCUUUCUAGUUCAGAGGGCUGCAGUAUGUAGUAAAUAAAGCAAAUGAAAUUUUGUAUGCUUCCUUUCAUCUUCCCCACACCUCACAGGGCUGUGCCUAGUUUGAAACUGAAAAUAGCAGGAAAGUCCCUGCCUACAGAAAAAUUUGCAAUUCGGAAAUCCCGCCGAUAUCUAUCCUCAAAUCCUGUUCCACUUCCUGUACCUGUUUUGGUAAGAUUCCCCUGCCCAUCCAUUGCUUAGAGGUCUCAUUAUUUAUAUAAAAACUUCCCUGGUAUUUCUUUUUUAAUUGAAAUGGUUGUUGGGGGGUGGGGAGAGGCUUGAAAUGCUUCUGUCGUGGCAGCUAAUAAUGGAUACUGCCUGUGCAUACUUUCAUGCAUAUGCCCUGCUGUACCAGGGAAAAACAGGUGGGUGGAUCAUGUGGACAACAGCUUAAGUAUAUAGAAAUGUAUGCAGUCAGUUGCAUAACACAUUGUGGAUAAACCAUAUUUUCAUGGUUCUUUGGAUUGUCCUGAAUACCACCAUUUGGUAGCUAAGCCCCAAGCCAAAAUUCCUGUUUGGAAUGCAUUUUGGCUUGCCUCCUGAUGAAACUGAGUGUGUGAUGAUUGAUAAUAUUGUCAUUUAUCUGUUUUAGACCCCCUAAGUAGUAGCAGUUGCCAGGACAUUGUUCUGUUCGCCUCAGACAUUGUGGUAGAUUGCAGUGUUUAGCUGGUGAUAUUGUGAGGUUUAGCUAGUGAUAACAUUGCAACGUUUAGCUGGUGAGUUAUCACAAUGUUGAAAACCAAAUAUCUCCCAGCUCUUACACACAUUGUGAUUCGUGAUACAUUGCCAGCUCAAAUAUUAUGAAACAAUUAUUACGAUGUGAACUUCAAACCAGUUUUGCAUGAUAUAUUGAUAAAUCACCCAGUCUUAGCCUGCAUCCAGUGAUUAUGGCUACUGGGAGCAAAUAAGCACCUACAUUACAUCUCUUUCAGGUCAAAGUUAGUGGAGUCUGGUAUUGAAACAUGUGACUCUUGCAAGCCACCUUGACUUCUAUGUGUCCUCCCUUUUCUGCUGAACUUGCACCACAAACACAGCAGAUGGUGCUCUUUAACAAUUCUCUCCAUUGAGGAACUGGAAGUUGGUAUUGAAGCUAUUUAUAGCACUCUGUUAAUAGUUAAUUGUGCUAGGUCUAUUUGGUUUGGAUCGAAAGGUCCUUACUGCUGAAAGCUUCUAAUUUAAAGUGGGGGGGAUAUAUUUUGUACUGCAAUUUUUAUUUUUAUUUUCUUCAAAUCCCUGCUAGAAUGAUCUUGACAAAAACACAGUUUCUGCAUUCAGUUACAGAAUUGUUCAGUACAAAAUAUAUAAAGCUGAUAUACAAAGUGAUGCUGCUUCAGUUGAAUCUGUUCAGUCUAAUCUACCAAGACAGGAAGAAAAGUAAUGUGCAGGGUGGCCUAACCCAGAUAAAAAGUAGCUAAGAGGAAUAAAUAGUAUAGGAUCAAAUGUUUUGCUUUUUAUUUGUCCAAGGAGACUACAGACCUUGCAAUUUUUCAGUCAUUGCAUACCUUUCCAUAGCAGUGGGUGUUCAAAGUAGAUAGAAAUAAAAUGGAACACUUUCUUGCACAUCUCGGCAUAAUUGGGGGUGUGGCUAUUGGCAUUCUCUAAGAACAAAGGAAUUCAGCUAGGCUGGAUGGACAGGCUGAACAUUGUUUGCAGGGGGGAAAGGCAAGGCCUGAAAUCUGGCAAAAAGUGUAGCAGUUCAGUUGGUCCAGCAGUAGAUAAAAUUUUCACUGCUACGUGCAUCAUGCACAUUUUUAUAACAUUCUGAUCUUUGAAAAAGUGGUUGUAAAAUAUAUUUCAGAGGUUAACUAGUUCACAAGCAUUAUUGUUAUUAUUAUUAUUAGUGCUUUUUUUCUGGGGGGGAUGCAGGGGGACUCAUACCCCUAAACAUUUUGUGAAUCUAAGUUUGGCCUCAUUGAGGGGCAGUAUUUCAAUAUGAGUAGGAAAAUGAGAGUACCCCUAAACAUUUUCCCCCUGAAAAAAGUUCUUCUUCAUAUUCAGCAUUUAUGCAUACUCUUUGAACAAACUGAAGUAUACCAGAUCAAUCACCUUUGUAAUCUUUAUACAACCCUGUAAGGUAGGGCAAUAUUAUCCCUAUGUUGCAAGUGGAGAGUGGGUAGACUAAGACUGAAAUAUGGUGGCUUGCCUAAGAACCGCAUUGUAUUGUGGUUGAGGUGAGAUUCAAACGUUAAGUCUGCUGGUUCAUAAUUUAGUCAACCUGGUAUUCAACAACAUCUGGAGAACUACAAUUCCCAUCAGCCUCACCCAGCAUCAGUCAAUCAUUUUAUUUGUAUGCCGCCUUUCCAAAGUGCUCAAAGCGGCUUGCAACAUAUUUUUUAAAAUAACAUAGCUAUAAGCCUAGCAAAAGUAGCCAUAAACAAUAAACAAAACAUCAAAAAGUACGCAGCUAAAUUGAACAAUUUCCACAUAAAUCAUAAGAGCCAAAAUAAAUAUAUAAAAAAUAAUAUCAACGACAGGAACCCCUGCUCCCAAACAAUGCCCCAGUCCCAGAAUGUCCUGUGGUCAGGGUUAUGGGAGUUGUCAGUGGUGUUCUGUUGUACAGCAUUGUUUUGGUGCCCCCUGCAAGGCAGGACCCAGUGCAACCCCACCAGUCCUGCUACCCUAAAACCACCUCUGGAGUUGUUGUAGUCCACAACAUUGACAGGAACUUUGCGGCUACCCCUGCCUUAGUCUGUUGAACACUUCCCCCACAUUAACAUCACUUGCUACGCUUCUCAUUUGAAUUUUAAAUGGAAAAGCAGCUGAGCUUCAUUUCAGUGUCUCUAGUCAGACCACUGAUAGGGAAUGGAGCCAGAAUAUUAUGAUCAUAAUAGGGCUAUGUUUAUUUGGGCUACAAAUUAUAGAAGGGAGAGGCUUUCACUAGAUUUUUUCCACAGAACCCUGAGUUCUUUUAAGUAUUAUAGCCAACUAGCUUCAAAACCCAAAUGCAAAUAUGGGAAAUAAAGUUUAAUAGCCCAUUAAAUUCAUUAUCUCAUGCUUCCUUGAGGUCAUCACAUGGCACAAAUAGUCCUAGUAGUUCCAUCUUCUCUGGUUCCUUUGGAAAGUUCUUUCUGUUCCUUCCCUGCUCGCUUCUUUUUUGCGUUAUUCACUCAUAUGCUAGGUAACAUCUGAAAUAGAAAUACCCAUAUAAAAGUUUCAGCUACUAUAUUCCUGCUUACCCACCUCUGCUAUCCCAUUGCUCUUGCCAUUUCACUAUUGAUCACCUGUUUUUAAGGUCCAAACUAGAAAAGACUGGAAAGAAUUAUAAAUGUAUGUAUAUUUAUAUUUAUUCAUAUACAGGCAACUUCCCACUUAUGCAGGGAUUACAUUAUGGGUCCUCGAAUGCAUAAGUUAAAUGUAUGUAAGUUGGGUACACCCUCUAAAUGCCUUAAUUCUAACACUAGCUUGAUGGGAAUUUAGAGGGGGCUAGCAUUCACAAACUCAUAACAAUAUUAAAGGGGAUAUAUGUGGGUGCACUUGUGCAAAUUCAGCAUUUAUUAGGAGUAAUGUUAGAAAAUGCAACAAUAUUAUGUCAUGGUCAUCAGGUGGUUGAAAUGAAAUGUGACAAGAGUGUCAGUGGGAUAUAGGCCAUUAUUCGUCAGUUCCAGUGUAGUAAUUAAGUACUCAGCGAUUCAGAUCAAACUUCCUAGAAUCAGUUUUCCAGUUGGCCCCAUAUUGAUAACAGCUCCUGGAUUUUGUGAUUACAUGUUACACAGGUGAUCUCAGCUUAGCAAAGGAGCAAACUAAAUGAAAUAUUUAUGUCUAAUUCUUACCAUUAAUAUUAAUCAGAGCCAAUAUGUUGCUUGCCAUGGGAGCUAUUUGCUUCUCCCCAGGGAUUCUUUCCUUUACUGAGUUUGCAUACCAAUAUCACAAAAAAAUGUCCUGUUGAUUCUUUCUCUUAUCCUUUGGCUGAGUUGCUAUGGACAUGAAUGUUCACAGACAUUCUGCACCAUCAGAGUGAAUGAGUCAGCAAUUUGCUGUCUGGUCAACUUGAAGCUUCCAUGAUAAAACAAAAUAGUUCAUUUUAGAAAGAGCUUAUGCAGACCAAAGGUUGUGAGAACCAGUAUGAGUAGGUUGGAAAGAAGGCCUAGGAGGUAGGGUGGCUGAAGAAGAAAUGAAACCAUGGAACAAGGAGCAGGAACCUUAUGAAAAGGUUGGUAGAAGAAGCAGACUUGAGACAGAGAGAAAUGGGAUUCUGGAGAAACCAUGAGAAAGAGGAUCUCAUAUGGCUUUGGGACAAGAUGCUAUGAUGAGAGAGAGAGAGCAGUGUUGGUUUACCUAGGAAGCUGAACAGAGGUUUGAAAUCCAGAAGGCUAAAGUGAGGAUAGUGUAGGCAGCUGGCUAAAGCUAUCUUGAUUUUGAGGAAAUUAUGAGUGGGGAAGGUUGAAGAAAGGAGGAGCCAAGUUCAAAAUGAAUAUUGAAGGAAAAUAGUAAGUGAAUGAGGGAGGCCAAAUCCACCACUGGGGAGGUAAGAGGUGGGGGAGCAGAAGUUACAGUCUUGCAGUGUUGUAAAGACAAUCAAAUGAAUGAGUUGGCUUUCUGGGAGUUAAAUGGUUCUGGAGGUUUUUUGUCUGUUUUUGCUGAAACUGGCUAACUCUGCUUCCAGAAUAUUUGAACUAAACCAGCUAAUUGUUUGGGCUUAACACCUCCAGUUUCCAGUAACUAAAUUUCUCUACUGCUGUAACAACAUGCUCUACUCUGUUCUCGCGUCUAGGAGAUGAUGUAUGUCUGGAAUGGUUAUGCAGUGAUUGGGAAGUGUCCUGACCUGACUGGCGGUAUGUUGGAGUGCUUGGAAGAUGCAGAAGCAGCCCUGGAAAGGAGCCCAGGUAACUCAUGUCUAAUUUCAGAGGGUGUAGUCCGUGAGAGAUUGUGGUUGUCCGUCGAGUUGUUAGACGGUAAACCUAUUAGCCCAUUUUUAUUUAAUCAGCAAGUGGAUUAUGGGUCAAUGAGUUGAUGAUACAGAUGGUAGCAGUAUUUUUACUGUUGCUUUGGCCUCCCCUCCCCAGUUACUACCUUAUUAAAUUGGGGGGGAAAUACUAUCGUAUUUUUCCGUGUAUAAGACUAAAAAAUAAUGACAAAAUUAGGGGGCAUCUUAAACAUACAUGGGGCCAUUUCCCCCCCAUUUUCUUAAAUCUGAGUCCCCCAAAGUAGGAGGCGUCUUAUACAUGGGGGCGUCUUAUAGACGAAAAAAUACAGUAAUCACUUCCAGGAAUAUAUUUACAACUAUUUUUAGAUUUAUUUUUUUUAAAAAAAAUAUUUAUUACUUUUAUGGAUUACAAAAAGAGAAAAAAAAACAGAAAAAAAAGACAAAGGAGGAAAGCAAAAAGAAAAAAAAAAUACAAUACAAUAUAUAGACAAUGCAAAACACACCUAAACUCAAAACUAAACACAUUAAACUAAACUAAACAAACCCCACUCCCUAACCUUAACCCUAAAUGAAACAAAACAAAAACAAUUUAAAAACAUACAUAAUCUCUUUUCCGUACUCUAUCUUUCAUUCCCUUGUUUCCUCGACCUCCUCUCACCUCCCUUUUUGUAUUCCACUUCUGUUAAUUGUUUCAGCAAAUCCUUUCCAUCUUUCUCCAUUUUCUAUCAUAUUGUAAAUAACGUAUUUUUUAACCUUAUUUUCCAUUAAAACUAAAAUACUUAUAUAUGCUUAACUCCUGAUAACAUUUCUGCUAAGCCCAUAAAAAAUCAUUCCACCAUUUUUCUAUCACUCAUUAGUUUUACCAUAAAUCUAUAUAUAAACUUUAAAUUUUCCAAUCUUCUUCCACCAUCUCCUCUCCCUGGUUUCGGAUUCUGCCAGUCCUUUCCGUCAACUCCAUAAAGUCCAUCAACCUGGUGAUCUUAUGUCCGAGGCUCUUAACUCUUUUCCAAGUCCCUUCUGCAGGUCUUCUUCAUUUUCUUUAAUGCUAAAGAGCAAAUCUCGGGGAAACUCCAACCUGUCAAUCCUUUUCUUCCUUCUGAACAGAUCAGCCAAAUUUCCAUAGUUAAAGCUACAGUCCAUAAAGUAUUUCAGGGCAUAUUUCAAGAUUCCUCCAAGUCCAAAGGCCCCCAAAACUUCAAUCUCCUCCAGGCCCGAGUCCAUGUCCCAAAAGUCAGUUAAUCCCUGCAUAGAGGGAUCUUUCCAACUUUCCUUCUUUAGUCCAAGCCGGGAUCCAUUCCUCAGAGUCUGACUUUUCCUAGAUUCAAUCAUAAAAGGCCUCAACUUAUAGUCCUCAAUUUGCUUCUGUAAAGCCACGGAUCUCACUUGUAUUACUUUAUGUUCAACAACAGCAGCAUCCUCCUUCUCCUCCACCAUUUGUCCUGCCAAAAUGGAUUCCUGUACCAAGUCCUGAAUUAUUUCUGUGUUGGUGUUCGCUUUUUGACUCAAAUUAGUCACUUUCUGUUCCAAAUUAUCAACUUUAAAAGUCAUGUCAUCCAUCUUCUUGUGAAGCUGUCCCAGCGAACAGCUUAUCUUACAUAAAACAGUCACAAUGGCCUCUCCUGUCAACAUUUUUAAAUGGUCCAAGGUCACUCUCUGGUUCUCAGAAUCCUUAUCUGCAGCUGGAAAUCCCCCAGUUACACUCCUGUAACAGUUUCAAAAGCUCCCUCUAGAGGGAAACAGUCUCCACUUGUAUCAGUUCUUUCAGGCACAACUCAAGCAUUAAAGAUAAAUUUUCAGUUACUUUUCCUCUUUUUUUUUAAACGCAGAAAGGGACAAUGGAAACAGUAUCUUACUCUUGUUUAGCUAGCUGUCAAAUCCGUUCUGUCAAAUGCACUCUCUCCAAACGUCAUCUGGCAGCCCGUUCCCAGGUUCAGAGCAGUGGUAAUUUGAUUUUUCACUCUCUCCUACAGGCUCACUAGAUCCAAAAUUUCCCCCUCUUCUCCUGCUUCCAAGGGGGGUUUUGUAUUUUAAACCGAUGGAAAUUUAAUCCUUUGCCAAAAGCUUUCAAAGACUUUAACUUGUAACAUCUUAGCUUCAGUCUAUUUACAAAAACGGAAGGCGGACUUCCUGUUUAUUACCUUCCCGCUUCAGUGCCAAAUUAAAGUAUUUAAAAAUCCAAUUUUCCGUUUUACUCACGAGUAGUUGUUUAAAAUCCAAUUGUCCACAGGAAAAAGUCAGCGCUCUCCGGCAACAGCAAUGCGACUUCACUCCGUGAAAGAAGCAGUCGAUUCAAAGCACCGCGCCACUCACCCCACGUCACUCCGGAUCCCCAAAACAGGGUUCCCCCGCGAGUAGGGGAGGCGCAAAAGGUGCCAGCCAGAUCCCAGGUUCACAAGCUUCUCCCGCUUGUGAUUUCAAUGGGUCUCCACCUUCGCCGUGGCGGUCAGACCCUGUUUUUCACGGAGCAAGUUCCUCCCGAACGGAGGAGCUCCGCCAUUGCUGGAGGCGCCAACCCGGAAGUCCAACUAUUUUUAGAUUUGGAUGUAAGUUUGGGAAGUCGACUUUUCCUGACAAUAAAUUGACUGCUUUCAGUCAGUCUCUGUGUUGGGAGAAGUUGACUACCCUUUAAGGAUGCAGUGGUAUAACUGCAUGUAUGUUGGUCGGUGUGGUAGGGGGCGAGAUACAAGAAAUAAAUGACUUUGGCAGUACAGGGACACAGGACUUUUGAACAAGAUGCAAGGGGAAAUAUGUAUGUAUGUUUCAAGCAAAGCUCUUUUUUGCUUAAUUAUGUUUGGUUGUAUUCAACAUAAAACUAAGUAAAUAGUUCCAUCAGCACAAAAAUUUCUAUUUGCACAAUGUUGUUGUUGUUUGUUGAUGUUUAUUAAAUUUGUAUACCACCCUUCAUCCAUAGGUCUCAGGGCAGGUCACAAGAUAAAACUGCAAUAUAAAAGACACAAAAUACAUAAUAAAAAUAAGAACAAAAACAAGUCAAUAACCCCCCCUCCCACAACACAUUUAAAAGGGCAUUGGAUGCCAAUAAGCCAAAGGUCUAGAACUUCUUCCCACCCCAAUCUGUUCUAAUCUGCAUAGCAGAUUUUGGGAGUUUACAGGUUACAUGAUGGAGGAGGAGAGGGUGGGAAAUCCCACUGCACUUGCAGUAAUCCUUCCACCCUUUGUUUUAUCUUAGAAGGCUUCUGAUCAGUAGCAUGUUCUUAGCUGCUACAUGCUAGUUCUAAAUAACACUUGGUUUUAUUUUUAAUUGACCAUUGGUUGCUGACAUUCUAAUUUGACCAGUCUGGGAUUUUUUUAAAGCUCAGAUAUUUAUUUCAGAUACACCAGUUAAUGAAACCUAGCAAUAAGGAAUGCCUCUUUACAGCUAUUGGUUUCCCCUGCCAUUCUCUUUUUGUCUUCACACGAUAUCAAAGGUUGGAUGAAGCAAAGUUGUACUCAGAAUAGAUCCAUCAAAGUCAAUGGAUAACUUACUCAUAUCCAUUGAUUUCCAUGGGUCUACUCUGAGUAUAGUGCAACGCAGGUGCAACGCAAAAGUUUCUUCCCAGUGCAUCAAACUACAUUUAGCGAAAAGGAAAGGAAAGAAAAAAAGUGCAUUGUCGCUUGGGCCUUUCUGCAGUACAGUAUCUUACAAGGAAGUGCUCUCUCUGUAGGAAGUUUUGUACCUUGUGAAGUAGGACUAGAUGACCAUUGGGUCCCUUCCAACUACGAUUCUAUGAUUCUAUAAGUAGCAAUUGCUCUCAAUGGCAAUUGGAGUAAAAGGGCCACAGCAGGGUAUCCUGUAAGGCUGCAAACAAGCAAGGCGCAAAGAACUGUAUAUAGCCAAUUAUCGGUCAGACAUGACAAACUAAUGCCCAACUGGAUACUGAAACCAGACAGGAAAGGUCACUAUCUUCCCAGACUCUAUUUUUGGAGACACCUGUCAGCAACACCUCCCUUUUUUGCUUGCAUGACUAGACUUUUUUUGCCUCUCCUCUCUUACAUCAUUUAGCUUUUAUGUGGAGUGAUUUGGGUCAAGCACACUUCAUUUUCUCCUUCACCCAACAACUUUAGGUCCUCUUGUAGGCAUUUGUGUGUCACUGCCUUUUAUCUACAGAUAGCAUGGGUUAGCCAGAAGCAACCUCCUUUAAUCUCUUGCUAACCAGCAGUCACUUCAGUUCAGUAAAAAAAUCCCUCUCUCAAGUUUAAAGCCUAUGUUACUUUGGAUCCCAGCAACCAUUGCCUUUCCCCCCAUAAUUAGUGAAAAGAGGCAGUAGAAAACAAACAAACAAAAAACGUGGUGAUUUAUGGUGUAAGUGUGUCACUGAUGUAACUGCAUAUUCUCAUCACACAUCUGUUCUGUAUUUCUUUUCAGCUUAAACUGUGCUAAACCUCAGUUGUACUAUUCAAUCCAUUAAGCUUUCCUUAAGGAUCAUUGUGGAGAAAUCUCAACAGGCUGAUACUUAGAUAACAUGCAGUGGGAUGGUUACUACUUUAAUUAUGGUCACACUUGAUGUAUGGCAUAGGGCAGCUUUCCCCAAUCCAGUGCCCUCCAGAUGUUUAGGACUACAACUCCUAUUAGCACCAGCCAGCAAAGCUGUUGCAGUUCAAAAUGUUUAGAGGGCACCAAGUUGGUGAUAGCUGCUGCUGCUGCUUCUCUCUCUCUCUCUCUCUCUCUCUCUCUCUCUCUCUCUCUGUGUGUGUGUUUGUGUGUGUGUAUUGUGAUGGAAUAGUUUCUUUCUCCCCCUUUUCAAAGUUUACAAAAUUGUCUCAGUUCAGCUCCCUGUUGCUUUAUUUUUCAGCUACAGAUUUGUUUGUUGAUGAUCAGUGUGUAAUCAAGUUACUGAAAGGGUUGUGCUUGAAAUACCUUGGCAAGAUUUCAGAAGCAGAAGAACACUUCACUUACAUUCACUUAAAGUAAGUGUCCCAACUAGAGAAGAUGACAGCGCAGUAAGAAAUACUGAGCCACAUCAGCUUAUCAAAACCUGUGAGCAUUUCUCAUUGGAAAGUGAUUCUAUAGAGAUGUUUCAAAGUUUGGCGUAGUUAAUGGACAACCAUGCAGUUACAUAAAUUGUUGUACAUUUCUGUAUCUCACUAUGUGCCUAAGUGUUGAACUUGCACCUCUGAAUGUUCAGGAUAUAACAGAGGUCAGGAUUAUGCCUAUGUGUCACAGUGGAACUCAGCACUGAUAGUGCUCUUUACAGAGGCAGUCUGUCAGGAGUGGGACAGCAGUAAAUCACAUGACAUCAGUAAAGUUAACUCUGUAUUCAAGAAAAGGUAAUCUCAGGAGGCGAGGCCUAGUGAGCACAGCAACUCGUCCCAUUAAAACGGGGGGUUCCCCAACUGGCACCUCCCACAAUUUCUUUGCAUGCAGCCAGUCCAUGACACAGGCACAUCCAACCCACAAAGCAGGUUCCAGUAUUCUACAAAAAUCCUCAAACAUUGAGGAGACCCUCCUCCUGUUCCUCUGCUGAUUGACAGAAGAGUAUAGGAGAGAGGCUGCCUGCAUCUGCCACAUGAGUGGGUAAAUGUGUAUUGGCCACUUUGGCCCUGCCUACCACUGCCAGAAGGUUGGCCAGGCCUCAGAGGCCUCAGUGCAGCCUCAGGUCAAAAAAGGUUAGUCAUCCCCUGCCCAAGUUGAAUAGAGACAUAACCAUCAUACCACAAAUUUUGCCAGAAACACAAUUUAGCUGUGUCCUGGAGCACAAAAACUAUAUAACCAGCCCCUGCAAUGUAAUGUAUAUUUGUACAAAUAUGCAGAUGCAGAUCCAUGGUUAUAUCACACAUAUAUGACCACAGUGGGGGUCACUUGUUUAAUUGGCUUCCUUAAUCAGCAUAUCUGCCCUGACAUCAUGAUGUCGUUUCAUGCCAGUAAUGUAUUAACUAUGCUGAGAAGUGAUGAGGUCAGCACCCAGGAGACUCGGAAUCUGUGGCUGAUUUAAAUAUUGAUUACAAGCUGAGGCUGAAAAUGUAGAAAUCCAUCUGCACUUCUGGAGCCCCAGUUGUAUGACCUGAUGCUCUACUCUUCAAAAUAGAAAAUGAAUGUGGAAACAGUUGCAUUUCCUGUGCUUCGACCACUCCUUUACUGUCAUGAAACUUUACAUUGAAACAAGGGUACAGUACAUGUAUCUGUACACAGAAUUGCCCUUACUCUGCAAUUCUGUCCCCAGACUGCAAGAUAAUAUCAAUCCCAAUUACAGAUGAACAUGGGACACUCCAUGUUCUGUUAUUAUAUGGUAAGGAAGCUAUAACUGCAUUGACUUGUUUCCUGAAAAUUAAGUCUCUGGCCAAACCUGUGGUGUAACUCUGAAAGCCCCAUGUGCAGGUGCUUGUAGGUAUUAUGUUCAAGUAAGGAUCUUGAGGAGCCUGAGUGAUGCCAUACAAGAAUGGCCAUGGGAUGUUCUUCGGUGCCAAAAAUGUAGAUUAUUUAACAACCUAGGAUACAUUCAGACAAUGUGAAUCAUUCGUGUCAGCACCAAGUGACUUUAUUAUUUGAUUGUAGAUAAAGCUGUUGUUGUUCAUUAAUUGCUAUUUCUUCUUUAAAGUGAAAAGAAGAUAAAGUAUGAUCAUUAUUUAAUUCCAAAUGCACUGCUUGAACUUGCUUUAUUAUACCUGGACCAAGACAGAAGAGAAGAUGCUGUGAAGAUCCUGGAGCGAGCAAAGUAAGCUUAUAAUAAACACUUGAUUAUUAGAACUAGAUAGAGCAGGGGGCUGAAACAGUGGUGGUUAUUUAAGUGGAGUGUUGCAGAGUUCAGUCCUGGGCCCCUUGUUAUUCAACAUCUGUCUAAACAACUUGGACAAAGGAAUUGAGGGGAUACUCAUCAAAUUUGCAGAUGGCAUCAAGCUGGGUGUGGUAGCCAAUGCCUUAACAGAUUGGCCAAUGUUGCCUUAACAGAUUGGAGAACUGGGCCAAAACUUAACACACUGAAUUUCAAUAGGGACAAAUUUAAGGUUCUACACUUAGAUAGGAAUAUGGCAUGAGUUUUGUAUGCUUGUGUAAUACUUUUCUUGAAUAUUCCUUUCUUCCAAACGUUUUCUCUGUGGAAAAAGAGAAAUAUUAAUGUUGUCAUUUAUCCUGAGCUUGUUUUCUAAAUUACUUAAGAAUCUAUUUUCUUCCCUCUUUAGCCAGUAGGGGGAGAAUAAGUGACUAACAUGGAGCAGGGGAGAGCCUAUGGGCUUGGGGAAGAGAAUGUGAUCAUGCUGACUCUUUUUAACAAGGCUUGCUAAAAAAUGUGGGGGUGGGGGAACCAAGACUUGCUUUAGCUGACCUAAAUCUACAUACUAGCACAACCCAGGUUCUGAGACAGAAGAGAAGCCAAUAAAAGCAGCUGUAAACACACACACACCCUAAUUCUGUCUUCAUAGGUUAAAAAUAACAGGUGCAAUUCCGGUACUUUUUUCAACACUGAUUGUGGGUUAAAAAAAUACAGGCUGCAUUUUGGAGACUACUAAUUUUGCUAUCACAAAAUGGAUUAUAAGAUAAAUAAUGUAGAACUGAAAACCUGGAUUCUUUUCUAGUUGUACCCAAUGGUGCCUUAAGAGUUAGCAGGAAGUACCUGAUUUUUCUCUGCUUCCCACCAUACCCCAUAGUGUUCUGGAGCAUCCACUUCAACCCUCUAAAGCAUCUUUGAAGGGAGGGCAGGGGCUACCAGUGAAAACUAGUUAUUUCAUAUUGCACAAACAAAAGUGCUCUCUACUAGUAAAAAGUCAGAAUUGGAUACCCUUCUUUAAACACCUCACAUUGUAUGUGUAGUAUACCAAGUUUUUAUGUUAAGUUUCUAAAUAUGUUCACUUUCUCACUUUAAAAACUGCCAUAUCUAUAGGACUUGAUCAUAUCAAGGCCAAUCUGUUUAGAAAAAUAAACAUUAAGCUUUAUCAGAUUAUUAAUUAAUUGAAUGAACUUAAUGUAGAGUUGAAAAUAAAAUUCUAGGGCCCAAUAUGUUAAAUAUUUUGUGUCUUGCUGCAUUCACCACUGAAGCUACCUUCUUAGCUCCUUGCAGUGAUAUCUAGGAAGACGUAUGAGAUGCUUUUGUUGUGUGAGAUCCCUGCCCAUUUCUCAAUUUCUUGGCUGCUGUAAGCUGGGAAACUUGUAAUGUGAUGACACUGCAUCCCAUUAUAAUUACUCCUAAAUGAGAUUGUAAGGUGUGCACUUCCUAUGGGGAUGCUACUUUCAGCAGUGAUUCUGUGGCCUACACAAUAUGAAUCCUGACAGAGCCAAAAUGGGGUAUUGGCUAGUGUGCUGAACUUGGGUUACAAGGUUCUAUAGUCUAACUGCAGCAUUCAGAUAAAACUCUCAGGUUAAUUCUUGGGUCCCUGUUGAGGCCCCUUGCCAUUCCAAGUUUUCUUUUAAGUUUGUUUAAGAUUUAAGUUUGUUUAUUUUUACCUUGGGCAGCAACUGGGCUAGCUGAAAAGACAAACUGUCCUGUCUUCCUCUAAUGUCUCUGGGUCCAUAGUACAAAAGCAUUUUUAAUAGGAAAGGAAGAGUAGCGGGGGUGGGCACAGCUAGUGGCCAGUCAGCUUUGAGGGUGGAAGUGUUUUGCAUGUUCGUUGGGGUGCUCUCUCUCUGAGCAUCAUCAGUUUGUUCUUGUGAAAUGGACAUUUUGUGAUGCCCAUGACAUCUGUUUUCCAAAUGUUCUCCUGGGCCCAAAAAAAGUUUGGGAUCCCUGACCUCACUGUUCUCUGUGUCUCUAUUUCAGAGGAAGCAGUGAAGACAUUUGUGAAUUAAGUUUGGUUUUUCUACCUUCGUUUUGUAAAAAUUGUUCUUUUAAAUAUUGCAAUACAAUGAUGAUGGGGAGGUGCAAUAUUUAAGUGCCUAUCACAAUAUAUCUCUGUUUUGUUUUAGGCAAAAUUAUAAGAAUUAUUCCAUGGAAACAAGAACACACUUCAGAAUUCAAGCUGCUUUGCACCAAGCCAAAUUGUCUCCAGAAAAUGGUGUUUUGGAAGCGGAGGUUUCAUGUUAACUUUUAAAAAAGAAAUCUUGUUUGGUAUGCAAACUGCCACAAGAGGACAUUACAGGCAAUAGUUUUAAGGUGGUCUUUGUCAAGUUUAGCACAAAACGUAUUUAAAAAUACUGAGGGGAUAACAAACCAGUAUUUCAUUCCACAACUGUUUAUAAUAUAUACAAAUGUGACUUACGUUCUUUAUAAGUUUUUUAAAUAAGAUUUUCAUGUUCAUUAAUUUGGCAAUGAAUAUUUAAAUGGAUGAAAUCAUGAAUUCUAUAGAGUUGCUGACAAAUACCUAGAUCACACUUGGUUAUGAAUAUAAUGUUUAUUUUCUACAUAGACUGAAUUUUUAAAACUACUUUUUAAAUGAGGUAAUAAUUUUCCUGAUAGAAGGAACAACCAAAUAAUAACCUUUGAUUCAGGUUUAAUAUUAUAAUGUACUGUUCUUUAAUCUCGCUUUCACUUUUCUCUCUUCUAAUGUAUUCUAUUUUGAUAACACUCAAGAUGCCAACAAAUUACCAAUGCAGCCAAAAUCCAAUUGCAACGUGCUGUUGCUUACCAGUUUGAAAGAGUUAUCAAUGUUGAAAUAGCCAAAGAACCAAAGUAAAUAAACCGGAAUCUCUCUCUUUCUGAUGCAAAAGUCACAUUUAGACUGCAUUAAGAAAACUGGAGUUUUUCAAGAAGUUUAGUGUUGGUUUACUCUUUUUGUUAAGCAGCACACGGUUAUUUGAUUUCCCCCCUAAAGUGGCAUAUGAUUUGGAACAGGGAUUGCCAGCAUGGUGCCCUCCAGCUCUUGGGACUCCAGCUCCCAUCAGUCUUAGUCACAUAGCCAAUGGCCAGGGAUGAUGAUGCAACAUCAAGGUGCCAAGUUGGCUACUCCUGUUUUAAUAUUCUACUAGAGGCAUUGUGAACAUUCAUAAGCCAUUUUAGAGUACAGAUUUUUUUGAACUGGAGCAUGUCCAGUUUGGAUUAGCAAUAUCAUUUGGGAGAGUGUUAAUCAUGCAGUCCUUCCUCUUUAACUAGCUGCUGGAAGUUUUUUUUUGUGUGUGUGGGGGGGGGAGGUCUGCUAGAAAUUUAGAGAGCACCAAUGACCUCUUUGGCAGAUGGCUGGAUUCACUCUCCCCUUCUUACCAAACAAUUGAUUGGCUACAUCAGUGGCUACUAUUUAAAUAAGACUGCACAUAUUGAUCAGCCCCUCUGUGGUACUACAGAAUGCCCAUAGGUUCUGGAAGUCACCAAUUUCUUGGAGCAGGGUUAGAAGCUACAUUGCAGAAACAAUGUACACACUAUAGAUUUAAGGUGGCAGGAAGUUUGACACAUUCUGUUGUACAGUAGGGGGAUAAUUUGUUACUGCAUUUCUGUUACUUGCAGGACUUUCUUAUGGAGUGUGUCAAAUAGAUUUGUGUCAUUUCAAAUUUCACCUUUCUUUAGUUUCAGUAGAGAACUGAAAACAUAGAUUUCACAUGUGGCUGAUUUCUCUCAAUGCAAAACUAAUAUAUACCAGAGAACCUUUUCGCUGAGUAGGCAUUAUUAAUCUUUUCUCAACACAGUAUACUAAAGACUCUUUAUAUUGGAUGCAGAAUAUGUGUACAGUGCAACUAUAAAAAGCACAAAAUCAAGCUAGCUGUUCUUCGUAUUUUUGUUGUAUGUAUCAUGUCUUUCCUUAUACUCUCCCUCCCCUUCUUUUCAAAAUACCCUUCUUGCUGAAUAGACUUCCAGCAGCAUUCAGGAAAACCUAAUUGUUGCAUUGGAGACUGUUUGAAAUCAAUGGAAAUGACAGCUUGGACAUCUACAGAUUUAUAAGUAAAUCCUAAUGAGUUCAGUGGAAUUUACCAUUAAUUUUGGAUGUUUAAGAUGGUAACAGUAUAGUUCCAUAAUUCCAUUGUUUUUAAUAGAACUUAUAGGCAAGUAACUUUUGAAAGUUAUGCCUAUUCAGGAAACUAAACUAAACUUGAAUGUUCUGUUGAAAUUGAUGAAGGUUGUGCAGGAGUAUUGCUUUAUAACUUCUAAUAGUAUUAAACACAUAUUUAAUACAUACUUAAGCGUAAGGUUAGAGGCGAUGUUGCUUAAGCUACAAUCUGAAAAACAAUAAGCUUUUGUAGAAUAAUUUGGGAAAUUUUGUAGAUUCACCUAAUUGUCAUAGAUUUUUGUGAAUUUCAUCCCUUGUUCAUAUCCUCUUAACACCCAACAAUAAAGAAAGCUUAAUGGUCUGUUGAAUUGCUAAUGUCCCAUUAGAUUUUUUUUUAUUUUACAGUAGGUAUGACAUAUUAAAUAGCGCACCCAAUGUUCUAUUACAGGUCUUUAUGCAAUAUUUUUGUCAAAUUUCAGUGGUCUUCCUUUGUUACGAAGAGCAUUCAAACAACCUCAAAUUCCCCUUUGCAAUAUGGUUGAUAUUUACUUCUACCUAUUUAAACUUGUUGCGUUCCCCUUGAAAGAUCCAAUUCACAAUUUGGCGGUUCUCAUGGAGGAACAGGCAAGUUCUUUUAAAUAUAUGGUGCUCUGUUUUGCAUUAACUGUUGGUGUUUUAAUGUCAUAAUGUUUUCAUUUUUUUCCAUUUGGAAAAAAAAUGAAAAAAAUAAUGUUAUAAUGCCUUUAUUUUGCAGUGUUGUUUUAAUGAUAUUUUGCCAUGAAACAUGGCAUAUAAAGAAAUAAUUUACUUUCCAUGUAAUGUACAACUCAUAUUUACAAUAGAGUUUGUUUUAGCCAGAGGAUCAUACGAUAGAGUUUUAGAACAAAAGUUAAACUUAAAUCUAUCCAGUGCUGCUUUUCUAUUAAAAAAAAAAUGUUUAGGGGGUACUCUCAUUUUCCUAUUCAUAUUGAAAUACUGCCCCUCAGUGAGGCCAAACUUAGGAGUAUGCAUACCUCUCGUCUCCCCCAGAAAAAAAGCACUGAAUAUGUUAUGAAACUAUGAGGGUUUAAAAUCAAUUUAUAUAAAAUUGGUUUGGUAUUUGAGUAAAAGGCCACAAGGCAACACAAAUAUAAGCACAACUCUUUACUCUUAAGGGCACUUAAUUCUGUAUUUAGCAUGUUCUUUUGAAAGUCUCUUACAAUCUUAACCCUUUAAUAUUUUAAUAAAUAGCUUAAUAAAAAGUAGAAGGUUUGUGAAAUUAAGUUGGGAAAACCAGUUACAACUCACUUUCUCAUAACAUUCCCUGCCUCUGUCUUUUGAAAAAAAUCUUGGGAACAAACAACAAUGAACAAGAAAAAGGUGUUUAAAAAGUGUUCAUUUGUCGAUUUAACAAUCCAAGGUAAAAGAAGAAAAGUCUGGCUAUAAUACUUGACAAGAUAGACAUCAACAUAUAUGGAAAACAACAGGUGGAAUGAUAAGAAAGGUAGUAUGAUUUACUACUGAAAAUAUUGCACAACUUCAUAUUUUUCUUUCUCAGAUUUACUUCCUGUAAUUAAGAAUAGCUGAAUUAAAGGAGGGGAACUGGAAAAGGUUUGCAAUACAAAUGCAAAUCAACCCAAGACUGUAUACUGCUAGUUACUUUCUUCCAACAGUGCACCAUUUAUACUUUAACAACUAUCCCAAUCCAGCAGUCUUUUGCAGGUAUGUCGAUUCUGAUGCAAACACUGAAGUCCUCCCAGCCUUUGUUCUUUUCACUUACAAGGGCAAUUUGGAGUAUGCCCGAGUCUGCCUUGUCCAACAAAACAAAUAGGAAAGGCUGCUUGCAUAGGUGCUGUGUAUACACCACUACACACCAUGGGAUAUGGAAGGCAUUUGAAUGGAAAUAGUCUACAGUGUCUUAUACAGCAUCUUCCACAGGUUAGUGGAUACUUUUGCAAUCUGCCAACUAAUCCUGUAGAAAUUAUUUUACAUGUAAAUGCUCUAUUCUAUAGCAUUGAGGGAGGAAUUCCACAUUGUGCUCUUCUGAUCUUACCAUCAGCCCAAGCAUUUCAGCUUGCCAGAUGGAAGAAGCCUCCCUCUCCUCCCCUUGCAUGCUGUUCUGGGGGGUCUCCUGACACACAUCCAGAGCCAAUUUCAGGAAGCAUGGGGUGAGGAGAGGGGCGAAAGCCCUGUUGCAUAAGUCCUUGUGUACAGCUUCCACUGAUGGAAUUUGUUAGGUGAAUGCUUACAGUCUGCAGUGCUUAUACUGUAGACAUAGUCUUCAGUGCAGUAGUUGUUUACAUACAGUUUCUUCGAAUCAUGUAGCCAAAACAAUCAGAACAGUCCUUGAUACGUUGCCUGCAUCUCAUGCUAAACUAAGACGUUUCAACAUAUUGGCUUUAAGUCAAAAGUAUAAAGGUCACAUUAAAGAAUGUUUUAAGAGAACAAAACUCCACAUCCUAAGUGGAUUUUUUUUUACAACUACCCUCUCUGCAAGACUGCAUCUAUCAAGCACAUCACCUUUCUUUUUAGUUUCAUAAAUGUAAAUACUUGGAACAGCCCUUACCAGCUGUAGGAUCACUAACUUGAUCAGUUUUAUGUAAUUAUUUGCCAAAUAUGAAUUUUGCAUAUAAAAC